Molecule: messenger RNA, 69534 nt
Organism: Pelobates cultripes (western spadefoot toad)
Lineage: Eukaryota; Metazoa; Chordata; Amphibia; Anura; Pelobatidae
Source: the annotation of a GenBank genome assembly
CGCAAGUCUCUUUUCAGCUAUGUAACUAUGGAGCUCCUACAAGAGUGACACUAUGAUAGAAAAUGGGGACAGAGGGAUAUGGGCUAAAUACAGGGAGUGUUCCUCUCAGACUGUAUAGAUUCAGUUACAAGCUACACUAUGGGGCUUAAAUUCCUGUUAACUAUGUGCCAUAAAAACCAGAAGCCAAAAUGUGUUUUCCUGGAGGGCUUCCUCUCUACUUCCGGGUGUAGCAGCAUGUCGGCGCCCUUGAUGCCAUGCCUCCUUAGGCACAAUAUCGGGUUAUCCCAGCAGCUCGGGCUACCUGCUGUAGAAGGCACCGGGCUCACCCAGUGAAGGUGGGUACAGCAGUGCAGACCCCACGGUUUCCUUUCUUCCAAGAAACAGCUCGUGACGUCAUAUGAGCGCGCCUUCUGCAGGUCGCAUGAGGUUGUUUUUGUAGAGAAGGAAGACAGAGAGCAUUAUUCUCCUUUAUCCAACUGCUGCAUGUCGGUAAGCCUUCACUGUGAGCGUGUCAUUGAUGGCUGUGCAUGCUGUCAGACAGAUUGUUGGAAGGAAGAGACAUUCUAACAGCACAGUCUGGAAAUCACAUCCCUUGCUUGUUUAUCUCAGUCCAUCUCAGUGUGCCAAGGAGCUUGCAAUCUAUCCACAAAUAUGUAGUCACCUUGGCUUUUUAGAGUUGUUUUGGUUUAUAGCAAAGUUAAUGUGAAGCCGUUUUUUUUAGGCUCUGGAUAUUUGUGAACCUCUGAAUUUCAAUGUACACCUCUCAUAAGGCACAUCCCAAAGUAAUAAUGCGGUUAGAAUUAAUCAAUGAACAGAUUAUUAGGUAUUAUAUAUUAUAUUGUAUUAACUGUACUCUAGCUCAGCAGCAGUUAUCCCUAAUAUUAAAAUGAUAGGGAGUAUUUUAUUAGUUGAAGAAACUGAAAUACAUAGAACAACCCAGGUUUAAUAACCAGUGCCCCUUCUUUGUGAGACAAUACUCCAUAUACAUGUGUUGGAUGUUCCUGUGGUAUCACAUGCAAGUGUUAUGGCUUCUGUGUAUUAUCUUAGAUAAUAAGCAGAAUCGUUGAUACUGACUUAUUAAUGAUCCAUAUAGCAAUUUAUAUACGUACACAUGCUAGCAAUUUGACUGGCACAGUCCAUGGUUUACAUGACAUUUUCUUAGGGGACCAUGUGGUCUAUUAAUUCCUGAAUAACUGUUUCAGUUAAAAUGUAGUAUAGAGGAGAAUUUUCAUGUAUUGUGUUUGGGUCUGUCAGCCAGGUCAAAGGUUUUGGAACUAGACUACAGUGAAGACUGCUUUCAAAUUUAACAUCUGGUGCUGAUGAUUUACGUACACAGAACAUUUAUUGCAGUAUAUGGAAAUCUGUAUUUACAGACAGCAAUGUACAACAAUUAGAUCUGUGCUGGACCGCAGUUUUUUGUAUUGUGUGUGUGUGUGUGUGUGUGGUUACGUUCACACGCCUCUGCAUUUUACUUUAUAAUGCAUUUUCUUAAUUGAGUAAAUAAAUGUUUAACGUUCUAUGAUAGAUAUUUAAUUCUCUGCACAAAAUACAACAGAUUAGGCAUGCUUGUUUGAAAUUAUUUGUUGAUGUAGUAAUGUGGCAAGUUAACACUUUAUUUUUUUCUUUAUCCCUGCUUUUUUUCCCCCGGUUAUAAUGUCUCCUUUUAUGCAUGGAACUUAAAUAAUAACGAAGUGCAUGCAACAUGUUCCCAAAGUGGCGAUGUGGCACAUUUACAUAAUGCAAUGUAUCUUUAGAUUAAUUGUUACACAGAAUGCAUGUUGAUGGUUUAAUAGGGAAUUUAAACAAUAUUCUAGCAGUUAAUGAACAAAAAGAGGAAGGAGAAUGUCUGUGAAGGGUUGAACUGUUUUGCAAAGUAUUAAUUCUGAAUAGUUUUAUAUAUUUUUUUGCUUUUCAAAAGGAUCAAGUGAUUUUUGCUUCUCCGUAUAAGAUCAGGAUAAUUACGUUAUUGGAAAUAAUUCUGAGAAUGUGAAUUGACUGCAUUUUAUUUUUAUUUUUUUUAUAUCACAGUGAGUAACGAUUGUUGUGCACUGAUGGCAGCAUACGAGGGCAGCUUUGAAAGCGUAAGGAACAUUGAAGAGAAGAGAGAAAGAACAAAGAAAGCACGAGAACAGCUGCUGAGCAAGGUGUGUUUGAAAAGGGGAAAAAAAGAUAAACCCAGGUUAAUUGGUUGUCAUUGCAUGUGGGCAAUAUAAAUCCAAAUAGUCAUUUUCUAGAGGAUGCAAUAUUGAGCUGUCACAAAUUGGAUGUUUGCCUGUAAUAUAAAUAUAUUUAGCUAUAAUGCUGUGCUUGAUGAAUCCACAUUCAUGUUUUGGGAAUAUCUUUAGGCUAAAGAUGAAUUUGAGAAGGCAGAGCGAAGGAAAGAGCAGAGACGUCUAAGAGGGGAGGACACAUGGAUGCUCAAUGAUGUCAAUGAACGUUUAGAAGAAUUGAACCAGGUAACAAGUCUGACGGAACGCCGUCACUGAGUGCCAUAUCCCCAUGUGCCCGCUGUCUGUUUCUGUGGGGGAAAGGGGGUAUGUGAUGGAUGGCCUGAUUUGUUUGGUGCGGGCCACAAGCUUACGGUGCCAUUUUUGGGACUGUUUUACAUGUGCCUGUAUAUGCAGCUAAGUUGAGAGGAACAUAAUAGAACUAGGAAUACAAUCCUACAUUCCGAACACUACAGUGCCCCUGUCCCUAGUUCUAUAUAGAUUUCCCCUCCCCCCUUUUUCCAAUGACUGUAAUAAAACAGAGCUUUUUACUCACCUUUUUAUAGUGCUGCUCACCUCUUUGCCUCCCACAAUGUCAUCGAGGAUGCAUUGAAUCCAUUGCUUUCCUAUGAGCUUCUUAGUCACACAGUUUUCCUUGGCCUGUGCAAUAAAAGCCCCUCUAGUGGCUCUCAGGAAGGGACACUCUUUAGGUGGAUUUAACCCUUUAGUGUAAACAUUGCAGUUUCUACAAAACUGCAAUAUUUUACAUUGCGGGGUUAAAAUGAAAGGGCCACUGAUCCCAAUCACAUCAUUCAGAUGAAGUGGCCUGCAUGACUUUAGAGGUUCUUUAAAUUGAAUUAACUUAUAUCUCUGAGAUACUGCACCUGGAACCAUUACCACUAAGCUAUCUCACAUCAUGCAUUUUUCUUCAUAUCCUCCUUUUGUCCAUUUGGUACUUUUAUUAUUCAGUCCAUAGCAUUUUACUAGAUAAUGUAGAAGCUCAACCCUUUAUGAGACAUAGACAAUAGAUUUCACAUCCUGCUGGGAUACAGACAUUUUAAAUGCAGUUAUUGAUCAAUUUGUGCGUGAACACGUUCUGUUUACCUAUGGUGACAAACAAAAAUGACCAUAACCAUCGCAAAAUCUGUCAAUCUGUAACUGUUCUCUCUGCUGUUCUAGAAUUCGGAAAAGAAAAAGAAAAAAGACAAAACCCAUAAAAAGGCAAAGAAAGAAAAAAAGAAAAAACACAAGAAAGAAAAAUCAGAAAAUAACGCAAGCUCCAGCGAUAAUUCCCAGGUAUGCAGCUUAAAAGGUGUUACGGGACAGAACAUUAUGUUGCAAAGCAAAACCUUCUAUUGCAAUUUAAUUAAAAACACCCAUAAAAAUAUAUUGGACUACUGAACUACAAUAUUUGUCAGCAGCGGAGAGCACAAAAGUGUUAGGAUAACUGUGACAUAUUUAUUGUCCGUGGAGAGUGCUAUAACAAGGAUUACCAUGAUACGAUAUUUAUUGUCUGGAGAGCACUAUAAUGUUACUAUGUUAUAUUUAUUGUCAAUGGAGAGCGCUAUAAUGUUAGAAUUACUAUGCUAUAUUUAUUGUUAGUGGAUAGUGCUAUAAUGUUAGGAUUAUUAUUAUUUAUAAACUGCCAACAUAUUCCACUGCACUGUGCAAUAUGUGGACUAGCAAAUAUUUAAGAAGAGCUGGAUGCACAUGAACAGAGGAUGUUGAGGGCUCUGCUCAAAUGAGCUUACAUUCUAGUGGGAGUGGGGUAAUCGCGAAAGAGGUAAGAGUACAAUGUAGGUCGGUAGAAUAGUUUGCAAUGAAGGUUUUUCUUUUUUUUUUUUUUUUUAAUGAUACAGUUUUCGAUGAUACAGGAAGCAAGGUGUGGGGAGGAAAAGCUUUUAACAGUGGGUGAGAGUCUAAAAGAGCAGGGAAUGGCAUUCCAUUGGAAGAUGGGUAUCAGAGGCGCGAGUACAAACAGAAAAUAGAUGCAGAGCAUAGGGGCCUCAAAUGGGCAUACUUUUGUAUUAGUGCGGCUGGGUAGGUAGGAGAAGCGUUAUGUAGAGAUUUAUAAGCAAGCACCAGGAUUUUAAAUUGACCCCUAACUAUUUCUGGAAGCCAGUAUAAGUACUGUCGGAGUGGGAAGCAUGGUAGGUGCGGGCGGAAAGGUGGAUGAGCCUCGCUGCCGCGUUCAUUCUAGACUGUAACGAUGCCAACUGGGAACGUGUAAGACCAUUGAGAUGCAGAUUGCAUUAGUCAAGGCAAGAGAUGAUAGUGGCAUGAACCAGCACCUUUGCCGCAUACGGCGUUAAAUAGGGGCACAUGCAAACUAUGUUUUUGAAAUGGAAGCGGCAGGAUUUGGCGAGUGAGUGGACAUAAGUGUUGAAGGAGAGGUGGGAGUCAGUGAGAGCACCUAGUUAGCAAGGUAGAACGGAUGGUAGUGCAAUUGACUUGGAGGGAGACAGACACGGGAGUAGCAACACUUGAGGGAAAAAAAAAAAGUUCUGUUUUGGACAAGUUAUGUUUAAGAAUAUGAGCAGCUGUCCAGUUAGAAAUAGUAGAGAGGAAGUCAGAGGAAUCAGGAUGAGAUCUGGAGAGGACAGAUUGCAAUUUUGAGCAUGCCUCUCAGCCAGGGGCAUUUCUCCAGCCUGCCCCAUCCCAGCUCAGUUUCAGGCCAGUCCACUUAUGAUAGAAACAAGGCAUCAUUGUGCAGCAGGAGAUAAAAAUCUGCAUGUUCUCACUGAUCAGAAUCCCUCUCUUCUCACCCUGUCAAAAUGUUCAUGGGGAAGAGAUCUUAUAACUGCCCAUGUGUACAUCUGUCAGGAAUGCCCAAUGCAUAUUUCCCAUAUUCCUAGGGAUAGGACACCAAUUGGCUAGAUCGGUGUUCCCCUUGGCGUGGGUGUGGAAAGCGUAUGCCAACAUUUAAAAAAACAAACACACAAACAACAGUUUUUUCAGCUUGCAGAGCUAGAGCUUUUGAAUGAGACAGUUGUCUCAAAUUGGUGCAUGUCUCUUUAAUUAUGUAAGAUUCAUAGAUUAUCAAACUAAAACUCAGACUAUUUUCUCGACAGGGCACGUGUUCUGCAGUUUUGCCAAUUCACAGAUAAAUUGCGUUGCAAUGAUUUGAGUUGUCAUUUUUGUUUGUAUACACUUACUUUUUUUCGAGUAUCUUCCUGCAUGCUUGUGUACAUCUGGCUGCUUUUUUUUUAAAUUUUAUUUAUUUAUUUUAUUUUAAAUGUUGUGGUAAAAACUAUUGCAGUCAUGCUAGGUUUUGGCGUUAUAACGCUUGUGGACUAGGUUUUCUAUAGGACAUACAGUCCUAUUAAUAGUGUGUAUUGUUGCAGGACUCUGAGGAUGAAUGGGUCGAGGCAAACUCUUGCCCAUCUGCCAGCACAGACAAGGCUUGGAAAAUCAAGAAUGAAGAUGCCACAAGAGAGAGUGAUUCUGUUAAGGUGAGGUUAAAAUAAUUUCUUCCAUUGAUUUUCAAUAUUUUUAUAUUGUGAUGUUAUGUUUUUGUCUCCACCAUAAAGUACGCCUUUUUUUUUUUUUUUAAAUCAAUUGGUAACAUUUUGAAAAUGUGGAACAUUCAUUACACCAAAAAAUGAUCUAUUUGUUCAAACUGCAAGUUAAACACAUAAAUAAAUGUUACAUAGAGACAAAGUAUAACAGGCCCCCACAGUUCUUCAUAAAAGCAAACAUAAACCUACCACAAUGGAGUGUAGAAAUGUUUAAACAAAGCAGACCCUCCAGAGAUACACAAUAUUUUUGACUGACAAUCCUUUUUCAAGAGCUAUCCCUUUAGAGAAAAAGAAAUGUCAUCACAAGUAUUUAUGUCCUGUAUUAAUAUGUUGUUCAAGGAACUAUUUUUAUAAUGUCAUGAGUGCCUUAGCAAUUUUAUCUUUUUACACUUUUUAUAAAAGUUUGAAUAAAUGUAUGGUUCUGUUGAGCAUGGACGUGUCUCUGAGUGCUCUUGAUGAAUAGAUACAUUUAUUGAAAACAAAGCAAUAAUUACUAUAUUGGAGAGUUACCCGUUGAUGUGUUUUUAGACAUAGACUUUGUCGUUGUGACCGUGUGUGAGGGAUGUUGGCCAUCACCACAUGAAAUCUACAUAUAUGGCCAAGAUUUGGAAAUUUCUUAACAAUAUCUGUUCUUCAGUAGAAAAAGCUAAAAGCCGCAAAAGUCUAAAGCCAGUAAGCUUUUAGUCUGGACAUAUGGCCAUAGGAACACUUAAAGACACGAACACACUUAGACUGAUGUCUAUCAGUCAACUUGAUAUUCCCCCCCAUUCCUAAAGGUUGCCCCCUUACGCUCUAUCAAAUCAGUGACAUCUGUCAGGAAGGCAGAAAUGGUUCUUGUGGAUAAAGAUAUUAAGUUCAGGCAGGGACAUAUGAUGUUGGUACAGUUUACAACAAUUUUGCGCUUACAACCCACUCUGAUCAUACCGACCUGAAAAUGAUUAUUUCAUGUUUGUGCUUGACAAAUCUAUGUCAAGAUAUAUUUUGUAUUGAAGGGGAUUUUUACUUUUGGAGAAAUAAAGGUAUAUGUUCACAACACCAGUUCUGCUGUCAGGAAAUAGAAUUUUUAAACGUGUGUCAACCACUGAUUGUCACAUUGUCCAUUCCAGAGUGCAUUGUAUCAUUGCAAAAUAAUUUAACAGAGAGCAGUAGCUAUGCAUAGUACAUGUGUAAAAUGGAGAAGCAUUGUACCAAUCCCAUUUUGAUCCACACUGCAUUGUAAGCACAGUACAGACUUCCUUACGCUGAAGUGGUCUGCGUGCCUAUAGAGUCAUUUUGGCUAUGAGAGUCAUUUUGGCUACCUUGAUUGUGGCUGGACUCCCAGUUUAUCAUCAAUCUAGAAAUAACUGUAUAAAAAGGGACACUUCCCAAUCUAAUUUCACAACCUUCGUAAUUACAUCCUGCAUGGCUGUCCUGUCAAAAUCUCUAAAAUCAUUCUGCAUGCAUCACGGCUAUGGCUGCGUUCAUAACUCCGCCAUGAAAAGAGAUCUUGAUAAAAUGUUAUUCAUUUGCUUUUCUGAAAUGCAAAGUAAAAUCACUGCUUACUAAGAAGGUGGAUGCCUAUUUUUAGUCUGCCAUAAAGAAACGGGAUGAUUCCGUGGACAGAAUAGUCAAAAACAUGUGCAGUGGGAGAACAAAUUAUGGGGAUUAAAUAUUUAGCUUUUUCCAGCUUUUAUAUUUUAGACUACUUUGUGCAAUUUUUUGUUUUUAAUUGUUUCACAUUUUUUAUCACAUUUCCACUUUUCCUUUUAUUUCUUUGGUUAUAUUGAAAUAAAACAUUAUGUUGAUGUGCUUUUGUUAUUGUACAAUCCAGACAGAAGUCUCUCCUUUUUUGUAGUAUAAACUAACUGACACAUUGUUCCACUAAAUUACUUGUAAACUUUUUUUUUGUUCCACCAAAUCAAAUAAUAAAAGGGGAUUGUGUAGAUAUUGAAAUUACAGGUUGUUUAAUAAAACUGUGACUUUUUAGGAAUUCACAAGGAAAUUUCAAAUUUCAGGCCAAAUUGGGUCAAUUCUCAAAGUCAGGUAUAUUUAUAGUUUUGCUAUUUUUUGCACACCCCAAAUUAAUUCCUGGUAAGUUACUGCUCAGUAAAUAACCAGUUUAAGUUGGAUCCCAGUGAAAUCUUUUAAUUGUAGUUUUUGUUCCUCCUCUUACCAAGAUGUUACUUGUUUGACGUAUUGGUUAUUACUGUGCCAUGUAGGCAGGGGAACAAUGGCCCAGUAGUGAUCAGUUUUUAGUCCUAGUUUUGGCUAAUUCAUCUCGCACGUGGCUCCUUUCCUUUGGAACAUCCUUCCUACCACGAUCAGACACUCCCCUAGUCUUCAAUACUUUAAGAAGUGCCUCAAAACCCAUCUCUUUAGGAAACCUUAUGGCCUCCCAGGAAUAACUUCUACCUCACAUACCUGUCCCUUGCUCUCUCCUAAAGGGCAGCACUCUACUCUCUCCUCCAGCCCUGCCUCACUCCCACCUUGUUUGGUUGCUACCUCCUGUCCUGUUGGGUUUUACGCCCCACCUCCUCUAUACUGUAAGCUUGUUUGAGCAGGGUCCUCUUCAUCCUAUUGUUUCUGUAGGUUUUUGUAAUUCUCAUUUAUUGUUAAAUAUCCCUCUCAAUACGGAUUUUAUAUGCGCUAUUUAAAUGCCAAUAAUAAUAAUUCUUUAAUUUGAGUUAAUUCUGUUCUGACUGAUCCUUAUUUCUGCUCUACAAUUUGUCUCUAUAUUGUUCUGAUGCUGUUUUAGUCAGUGUUUUAACUGCUAUUUAUUUUGUCUGUACAUCUGUUUUGUGCACUUAUAUUUGAGUAUGUAUACAUUUUGCUUUUUGCAGCACGCCGCUUGGUACGUGUCUAUUUCUGCCAGCUGAAAGACACAUCUGUUAGCUUACUUCCUUAUGCAAAGUUAUGCAUAUCCACCACAUAUGAUUCUCAACGGCAUACAAAAUAUUUGUUCCUUGUAUUUUUUUUUUUUUAUUUCUUCAUUUGAUCAUGUUUAUCCUGAUUAUGACCUGAUUCAAUCUUUUCUUUGUGUUUAAAUUGGUAGCCAGUUUUCUGCGUCUUUUUGUUAUCAUAAUGGACAGUACUUAGAAGUGAUAUAAUAAAGGAGCUCAGCGUGCUCAUCAAUCACAGUGGUAUAUCUCAUUGGAUCAAGAAGCUAUUAUCUUAGUAAUUAAAAUGUAUAUCCCUUUAUACGUCAAGUUUUUGCAAGUAUUUUUUCCAACUGCUGUUUCAACUUCUGUAUAGACUUCAGUCAGAGAAUUCCACAUCCUUAUUGUUCUUACUGUAAAAAAACCCUUUCCUUUGCUUAAGACUAAAUUUAUUUUCUUCCGGUAUAAAUGCGUGACCUCUUGUCCUAUCUAUAGUCAUAUUUAUGAAUAUGUUACAGUGGUUUGUAUUAACAUCUCUUCAUAACUAAAAUGCUCAAUUCUUUUCAUCAAUUUUGAAGUCCGCCUCUGCACUUUUUCUAGUGCCAUAAUAUCCUUCCAAAAUUGCACAGCAUAUUCAGGGUGUGGUGUUACCAGUGAUUCAUAAAGAGGCAAAAGUAUAUUUUCAUCCUGAGAAUUAAUGCCCCUAUUUAUACAUUACAAUACCAUACUGGCAUUAGCAACUGCCAGUUGACAUUGCAUAAUGUUGCCUAGUUUGUCUAUAAUAAUUCCCAAAUCCUUCUCAUUUGUUGUUAUCCCUAAUUCACUACUGUAACAAAAUACUGUAUUUCAUUAUCCAAGUUAAUUCCCCUGUGUUUGGUAGACAAGUCUACCAAACACUGACCACCCCCUGGCUCAUUAAACUUCAACGAAACCACAGACUUAAGUGCUCUCCCUCUGUGGCCACCGUUCGUAUCUCCGAACAACAUGUGCUGGAGAAAACAAUGGCCAUUUUGUCGCACUAACACAGGCAGCAGGACUUGAUCGUUACGAACAACGGUGUUUUUACCCGAAUGCCUGCUUCUUUUCCCGACAAGACAGGAGAGCGAUGUUCGGUAGGAUUGUUUGCACAAACUAGACGAACAAUCGCUACCUAUGAGCCAGGGGAACUGUUCGACAUUUCAUUCGUUUCUGAACUCCCGAAAGUGACCGACCACUACCACACUUUCUCUGGAACCAAUUUGGGCAGAUGCCAUGUGUGCAGUCAAUCAAAACUUUACCCCAGUGGCGAUUUGGCUGUGUUCGUGAAAUCUGAGAACUAUUUGGACAAGUUGGGCACUCAAAUCUAGACUAUCCAAGGAUAUAAUGCUUGUGCGGGUUCAGAUAUGUUAUGUGUAUUUUUAAUAUUUUAUGUUUUAUACUUUGUAACUCUAGUGCCUGGGAGAUAAUUAGUUUAAGCAAAGUACACUAAAUUAUCUCCCAGGCACAGAGACUCCGGUGCAUGUUGUGGGAGUGUUUUGGGUGUGUUUUACCAUGUCUUUGCUUGAGACCCCAUGCUGGGGGUCUGUGUAUAUAAGUUGGCCAUUGGCUGGAAUAAAACAUUACAAUUGUACCCUUCAUCAAGUCUUGACUGAUGUUUGGGUAUGGGAACGGUGAACCGAUUGAUUUUUCCCACAACCUUAGGAUUUCUGGUGAGUCCGAAUCAGCGUACUAUGCGAACGGGCUAUAAUCACUUAAGCCUCUAGCAUUUCGGCAGUAUACGAAUGAACAGAGUAUACGAUAUACAAAGAAUUUGUUACAACUACCAUUUAGGGUGUAACUUGCUUCUGCAUUCAUUACCCCAAAGUGCAUAACUACAUUUUUCCACAUUAAAUUUCAUCUCCCCUUUGAGUGCCCAAUCCCUCAAUCUAUCUAAAUUCCUCUGCAGCAAAGCAAUAUUCUUCUCACAUUGUAUUACUUUACAGAAUUUUGUGUCAUUUGCAAACACUGCUUUCAAUGUCUAUUUCAAGAUCAUUUAUAAAUAUGUUAAAUAGAAGCGGUCUCAGAACAGAACCCUGAGGGACACCAUUUUCCACUGUUGUCCAGCUUGAAAAUUUUCCAUUUAUGACAACUCUCUGUGCUCUAUUUUUAAGCCAUUGUUCUACUACAGGACAAGAAUUUUCAUUUACACCACAUUCUUUUAGUUUGAACACUUACCUAUUAUGAGUAAUUGUAUCAAACGCCUUGGCAAAAUCAAAAUAGAUCACAGCCACUGCAACACCCUGAUCUAUACUUCUACUUACUUCAUUGUAGAAUGCAAUUAGGUUAGCUUGACUUGACUUAUGUUUCACAAAACCUUGACUUAUGUUUCACUAACAUUUCUCCUGAAUAUUAUCCAUUAAUAACCUUUCAAAUACUUUUCCAGCCACAGAAGUUAAGUAAUUGUCGGUGAAUACUGCCAGGACCUGGAGCUUUGUUUACAUUAAUGUUCUUUAGCUGCUGUAGCACCUUGUUUUGAGUCAUCCAAUCACAAUUUUUCUGCAAGUUUUUUGCAGCAAUCAUAUGCAUAUCUCUUACCAUAGGGCCCUCUUUAAUAUAUACUGAGGAAAAAUAGUUAUAUAAAAUGUCAGCCUUUUCCUGUGUCUCAGAUCCUUCGUAUCCAUGUGGCAAAAAUGGAGAUAAUUACCUUCCGAAGAUCAAGGGGAGUGCCGCUCGGCGGUCUUCUGCCAUGAUGCCUGGCUUGUGUGGCAUGUCGGUGCACGCCAGCCGCUGCAGACCCACGCAAUUAUAUAGCCCUAAGUCCGUCCACGGUAAAGACAACAUCGACGUGCUGGUGACGUUACGCAAAAGACGCACAUGCACAUUUUGGGGUCAAGGACUAGGUACAGCCAAAGAGGGUUAUUUAAACUCCCUUGUUCCUUACCUCAUUGCCCUGUCGUGGUUUCCCUUAGAUGGAUCAUGCCUCUCCAACCCUUCCGACCUUCUCCCAGGCUACUGAACAAGAGGUGGCUGCGCUUAUCCUUUCCUCUCGCCCCACCACCUGCCCACUUGAUCCUGCCCCAUCUCACCUUAUCAGAUCUCUCUCCUCUUGUCCUUUGCCCUAACACACAUCUUCAACUGCUCUCUUUCUUCUGGCACUGUUCCUGCUGUCCUUAAACAUGCUACUGUAGUACAUCUUAAAGAAACCAAGUCUCGACCCAUCCUCCCCUUCUAACUAUCGUCCUAUAUCACUGCUCCCUUUUUCCUCAAAGCUUCUUGAAAGACUAGUCUUGCCUGCUUCCUCAACUCCAACUCUCUCCUUGACCCUCUUGAGUCCGGCUUCUGCCCCCUCCACUCUACUGAGACUGCCCUUAUCAAAGUCACUAACGACAUUAUCAGAGCUACAUCCAAAGGUCAGUACUACAUACUAAUUCUUCUUGAACUGUCCACUGCUUUUGACACUGUUGAUCAUGUUCUCCUUCUGUAAACUCUUCAAGCACUCAGUCUCUGUGACUCUGUCUUCUCAUGGUUUUCCUCUUAUCUCUCCCAACGCUCAUUCAGUGUCUCCUUUUUCUAAUGAUACCUCCACCAUUCAUCCUGUCUCAGUUGGAGUCCCCCAAGGCUCUGUCCUUGGUCCCCUACCAUUUUAUCUUUACACUGCCUCUCUUGGCAAACUUAUUACCUCUUUCGGAUUCUAAUACCACCUGUACGCUGACGACACCCAGAUAUAUCUCUCCUCCCCGGUCCUCUCCCCUGAUGUCCUGCAACAUGUCACCUCUUUCUUCUAUCUCUGAUUGGAUGUCCUCCCGCUUUCUGAAACUGAAUCUUUCCAAAACAGAACUUCUUGUCUUUUCUCCUCCUAAUCUUUAUCUUCCUCUGUCGCUCUCCCUUCAGAUUGGUGGUAUUCACAUCAGCCCAUCCUUACAAGCACAUUGUUUUGGUGUUACUUUUGAUUCUGGCCUCGCCUUUGAGCCUCACAUCCGGUCUGUUGUCAAAUCAUGCCAUUUCCACCUCUAAAACAUCGCCCGCAUCCGCCCCUUUCUUACAUAAGAUGCUACUAGAGCUUGUCCAUGCUCUAGUAAUCUCUCGCAUGGACUAUUGUAACCCUCUCCUAAUUGGUCUUCCCAAUAGCCGUAUUGCCCUGCUACAGUCUGUAAUGAAUGCUGCCGCCAGAUUAAUUUUCCUCUCUAGUCGGUCCUCUCACACCUCACCCCUCUGUCAGUCCUUACAUUGGCUUCCUGUAUACUAUAGGAGUCAAUUCAAAGUGCUAACCCAUACCUUUUAAAGCACUGAAUAAUCUUAGCCCCUCUUAUAUAUCCUCACAGAUCCAUAGGUAUGCCCCUUCUCGGUCUCUCCUCUCUGCCUGACCACCUUCUGUCCGCUGCUCGCACCCGUACGGCCAAUUUGCGCUUGCAGGACUUCUCGCGGGCGGCUCCCUUCCGAUGGAAUUGCCUACCUACUGCCAUCAGACUGUCCCCUAGUCUUCAAUCAUUUAAGAUGGGCCUUAAGACCCAGUUCUUUAUGAAAGCCUAUGGCCUCCCAGACUAACCUCUACCUCACAUACCUGUCUUUUGCUCCCCCCUAAAGGGCAGCACUCUACUCUCUCCUCCAGCUCUGCUUCACUCCCACCUUAUUUGACUGCAAUUUCCUGUCCUAAUGUGUUUUUAUACCCCACCUCCUACAGACUGUAAACUCGUCUUCAACCUAUUGUUCCUGUAAGUUUUCUUGUAAUUGUCCUGUUUAUAGUUAAAUCCCCCCCUCUAAUAAUAUUGUAAAGCGCUACGGAAUCUGUUGGCGCUAUAUAAAUGGCAAUAAUAAUAAUGGUUAUCCGAGAGUGUGUUCCUGACCGUGUUUUUCAGUUUUUUGGCUUCGUUUUGCUACCCUUGACUUUUCCUUAUCGCUGUGUCUCGUUCUGUGUUCCUGACCUCGGCUAGUUUUCUGACUAUUCUCGGGUACGUUCCAAUGUCCGGCCAUUCUAAGGUCCGUUAACACGUUACCCUUAGUUCUAGGGUGUGAUACUAUUGUGCGUGCUGGGUCAAUAUAAUCCUGACAUCCUGGUCUUCAAAAACGAACACUCCCAUCUCUGUUUUUAGUGUACCUACACUUUAUUUAUUUUUUUUAUUUUUAUUUUUUGAAUUUUAUGUGCUUAGAAUUUUUUGGGGGGAUGCUUUUGCUUUUUGGCUAUGAAUUUCUCAUUUUCUAGUUUAGCCAUUCUAAUUGCCUUUUUGCAUGCAUUGUUGGCUUAUAACUUUUAUAUAGGAUGCAUCUAAUUUGUCUGAUUUAAAUGCUUUAAAUACCUUUUUUCAUUUUUUAUUUCUUGGUUUACUUUCCCACCAAGCCAUAUUGGUUUUAACUUGUUUAUUUUAUAUUUAUUAAUUCAUGGUACAUUCUGAGAAAUGUACCUAUCUAAUAUUUGUUUGAAGACCUUUUUUUCACUAGAGAGUUUAUGCUAGUCAAUAUGUCCUUUAUCUUAUUAAAAAAAAUUGGCCCUUUAAAAAUUGUUUUUUGUAUACCCCAUGAGCUUUUGCUUUUUUUCGAAUUUAUUUCAAAAGACGUUUUGUGAUUACUAUUUUCCAAGUGCUCCCCUACUUGAAUGUUGGUUAAAGGAAUCCUAUAGUGCCCCCCUCCCUCGCGACCCCUCUCCCGCAGGUUUGAAGGUGUUAAAACCCCUUUAGCCACUUACCUGAAUCCAGCGCCGGGUCCGGAUCAGACCCCGCCCACGCUCCUCCCCCGCCAAAGCCAACUGGCGGAGGAGACCUAAUCCGCAUGCGUGCGCAUUAGACCUCCCUACAGGAAAGCAUUAUUCAAUGCUUUCCUAUGGGGAAAAUCUGACGCUGGAGGUCUGUGAGGAUGUCCAGUGUCAGAUAAUGGACCAAAAGUGCAGCACUAAGUGCAAUAGGGAGACAGCACCCAGAUCACUUCAAUGAGCUGAAGUGGUCUGGGUGCUGCUCAUACAGACUCCAGGCACCAUGACCACUUUAAAUCAUCUGAAUCUGAAAUGGUCGUGGUGCUUGGAGAAAUCCUUUCAGUUCUUUAACCGCUUAAGGACCAAAUUUCUGGAAUAAAAGGGAAUCAUGACAUGUCACACAUGUCAUGUGUCCUUAAGGGGUUAAACUAGAUAUGCACCAUUUCCAGUUAAUUGUCUUUGUAGUAUGACACCUAUAUACUUUGUUAAAAAAAAACAAUGUUUCAGAGUCUUCCUACUAUCGAUUACGCUGUACAAGAAAAAUUACCAUCUUUCCUUCAUGACUUUGUAUUCGGAAUAAUAAGGAAAAACUCAUGUUGGGUGCAAUUUACAGCUGGGGGAUUUCACAUCUAGUGCAGCUUACACCACGUGAACUAUCUGCUAGUGACUCACCUGUCUCAUCUCUGAUUAGGAUCAAGUAUACCCUGGAUAGACCACAACAUUGGUACCAAGACCCAUGCUGCCCGUAGCUACACAGAUUUCCAUUUACCUGUUGACCCCAUUACUUAUGAUUUUAAAAAUGUUUAUAAAUGUAUGUGCAGUGAACUGACUGAAGGGUUUAAAUCUGUAUGUACAAAGUGAGCCUUUAAGAUGUUUAGACUGCAAGUCAUUUGUUUCGAAAUUGAAAAAAGAACAAAUUAAUUUCACACUGAGCCUGAAAUGGAAUUUUCAAACUUUUUAUUUAUUUUUAAUUUUUUAUUUUUUAUUAGCGGUGUCGGAAAGUAAUCUAACAGUGCUUUACCUAAUCCUAAUCCUUAGCCUACAACUUAAUAAAGGAUUUAGACAUAAUUUGUCUUUAAAGCAUCACUAAUUACAGGAGAAUGUGUAGGCUUAAUUCCCAUCUGUGUGAUGUAAAAAUAAUGCAAUAACAUCGAAAUCUUGUUAUGAAUUGCGCUCUAUUUAGAGCUUGCUCGUUUUGACCUUUCAGUCUGUUUUCACUUAGUGGUGGUUUAUUGUGAAUUAAAGCAAUUUGCUCUGUGUUCCUAUUCAGUAAGAAUCCACAGAUGUGUAUAGGCUGAGUAUUUCGAUUUUAUUCACUAAACAGUGAGUUGCCCCAAAUUUAUAGAGCUUGGUAUGACCAUUCUCCCCCCUCCCCCAAGUUCUAUUGAUAUGGUUGUUUUUUUUUUUUUCUAUGUCCAAUUAAAAACAAUAUUGGAGGUGUGGGUUAGCGCUACAUUGAUGUAUAAAGAUCACUCAAACAUUUUGAGAUUGCUUCUCACAAAACCAUCUGUUUCUGUGAACCAUGCCUCACAAAAAGAGCUUUUUUUAUAAGACUUUCGAUUUUUGAUCAACAGUAGUUGCACUGCCUAGAGCUGGAAAGGGUUGCAACGUUAUCGCUAUCUCAAAGGGCCAUCUAUAAAUUGUGCUAUUAGAAUGUACACUUUUUUUUUUUUUUUUGCUGUGCACAUUGCAAAAAUUACAAGCAGAUUUGUCAAGCCACGACAGCAAUAACAAGUAUGGCAAACAACAUAGUUAAACAAUUACGUGACAUGAAAAUGCUGCACAAUUUUCUGAUAGUAUUUUGUGAAGACGCUAAGCUACAUGUCUGAGCUCAAUAAUAAUAAUGGCGAACUAGAAAAUCAUCAGGCAUAGAUAGGCAUAGUAUGUACCACUGCAAAAGCCACAAGAUGGUAGGUUGUAACAGGAAGGAAUGCUUAUACGUCUGAGGUUUGCUACUGUGGGUUAUUAAAAUGAAAAACUAAAAACUUCAAGCUUGGGAGCUAGACCAAAUAAACCAGAUAGACAAUGUAAGCAUGUUAUGGUAAGAAACAAGAUAUAGCGAUGAUAUUUGAAGCAGGAGGCUCAUCUUGGCAGUCAGCCUAUCCCCAUUGUCGGUAUCCCACUGUCCCACAUAGCUGUGCGCUGCAGGCUGGAAUCUCAAGGUUUCAAUCGAGGGUCGUGCGUUAGCAGCUACUUCCCUCUCUACACACCAUCCGUCAGUGUAUUCCACUUGUUUGCCCUGAAGGCGUUCAGCGACGAUGCACGUCUGCACUUUGCCCUCCUCAAGACCAUCCGAUGCGGCCUCUGCUGCCUCCUACAUGUGGCCAGGUAUUACAUUUCCUGGUGGUCCAGUGGGAUUGUGCAGGCUGCCAGUGAAGAGGGGUCCCAGCAAAUAUAUAUGCAUACACACACACUGGGCAUUAGCAGUAUCGUGUGUACCCCUUGAUGGCGGCCAUAGGUGUGUUGCACUUUCAAAAGGAAAAUAGUUACAGAUGUCAUUCUGUUUUAAUACUGUGCUGACAAAAUCAAUGCGUGGCAAUCAUUGGGUAGGAGGUUCGGCUUAGUUAAGUGUUCCUGAGAAUAACUUAACAACCUGCAUGUCUCUUACGCUCUGUUUUAGCCAUUAGUAAAGUGCUAAGUUUUGCCGUACUGGCUUUGCCUUGCUGGUCUUAUGCUCGUAUUGGUUCUGCAGUAUUGAAAACCAUCCUAUUUAUCCAAUGAACUGGCCUAUACUGUGACUAAAUAGCCAGUAAAUAAACUUGAUUACAAUGAAUAAUCUUUAUUCCAAUGCUAUAUAACUAAUUUUUACAUGAUGUUCACGCACUGUUUCAAAUCUAGCUUCUGUCACUCUAAUCUGUUAGGCUUCAGCGUGUUUGUACAUCCUACUAAAUCUUUUUAUUCGUAGGACACGUUUUGCCUUCACUUUUGUUUUUGUCUUAUUUUUCUCUAAUGCUAACCCAACCCGUGUUUUCCAUUUUAGAGGGACGAGUGGAUGACCUUAGACUUUAUGUCUUUGAAGGCGACAUCGACUGCUGCCUUAAGAGCGGAGAAACAGAAAGAAAAAACACUGGAGCAUGAAAGAGCUGAAGCCGUAACAAAGGUGAGUGAGGCAGCCGACUGUAAGCUGUGCCGAGACUCUCUCCCGUGAAUUGCAAUUACUGCUUGUGGCUCGAUGGCCUUCCUUCCUUCCUUUGCUAUUGGAUUUUUGUUUAAAACAUCAGAUUCCAGUUUAACCUCCUAUCAGAAACAUGCCCAUUACGAGGAUUUUGUUAGACAAUGUUAGGUCUAAUUUGUUCUGUCUGUUUUCUAUUCUUCAUUUUUCCUUUAUUUUCAUACUAGAAUCUCCGUUAAUCAAAAGUGCAAUCCAGAUCUUAACUCCUUGCUCACUUGUUAAGUGAAGGUGUUGGCUGUACAUCUCUGAUGAGCUCCAUAAGAGACCAAAACUACUUCCUGGGGUUGCCACAAUAUGAAAUAGCACACUCCCAAACCCAAUAAGUAUUGAGAAUAGCAAAAAAUAUGAUUGGCUUAUAUGGUAAAGCUUCCCAAGAGGCCUUCCCCAAUAGCGCCACUUUAAAUAGAUAUUUGUAUAUACAGAUAUGGGAUACAGCUUAGGCACUAUAAAACGAAAGGAAGGGAACAGCACAUAGUGAUGUACAGUAAUGUAAAGUGACUCCGAUUGAGAUCCUUGUUCCUGUUCCUUGAGUGGUCAUUUAACAUACCAGAAAAGGAGAGUGGAUUAUCAUAGCCCAUUUCUGGUCUGCAAAGCACUGAAUUUUUUUACCUCUUUUGAGUGCAGUAAUUAGUCACUUGAGUCACUUUAAAUUACUGUACAUCAAGUGACUAAUGAUUGCACUCACAAGAAGUAAAAAAAAUGGGCUAUGAUAAUCCACUCUCCUUUUCUGGUAUGCCGUGUGAGAAAUGUGGCUGUGACAAGUUAGCCAUAUCCAAUAAACCUGGACUAUGUUUUAACAGACUGCUGCUUAGAACUUGUAUAUAGCAGCAAGAGGACAGCGUUCCAGCAAGCAGAGGAUAAUGGGAAUUGUUGGCUCUUUUGAUAUUAUUUGCAUAUAGGAUGUUGAGUAAACCGAUAAAGAGGCUGUAUUAGGAUACAGGAAACAUAUAUACAUGCAAACUACCACAUUCAAUUUUAUUGCCUUAGAUAGUGACAAUUCAAGCACAUUUCACUAAUUGAAUCUAGUAACUGAAAUAAAUGUUUAAUUAGGCUGUAUGUGGCAGUCCGCAGUAAAAAGAUCUAUCCUUUGUUCAUUUAUGUGUCUCAUAUUCUGAAUUCCCCAAUUACCGUUGAGUUAGUUACACCUAAAAUAUAAGAAGUUUGUGUGUCCUGUAUUCCAAAAAGUGCAAUGUAUUCUUAUCACUUAGAAAUAUUGUAAAAUCUGUUCUACCUUCCUAUUAUCUCUUGUGCCAAGGGAACCCGCCAGCAUUUAAUUUUUGGUCUGCCGUUAUGGGUAGUAUAAGUCUGAUAUGCAAAUUGUUCUCUUUGUAAUGGCCAAAUGCUCACUGUGCCUAGAGAGGUGUCCGCUACAUCACGCUAACGAGGCCCAAAGAAGGACGAAAUGAUCGUCUGGGGUUGCUGUAUUUCUCGUGUAGAGGGAACUUGCCAGCAUUUUAGUUCUUGACUGCCCUUAUGGGUAGGAUCAGUAUGAUGCCAGAAUGAGGACUAAACGAAGGACAAGCUACUGAGGUUCUCAAAGUCAUUUUACAUUCAGAGUUCUCGUAUUCUCUGUUUUUUUGUUUCCUUCCCAUUAUCUCCCUGCUGGGCACUUACUAUGUCAUCAAAGUCUUUGUAAGAUGAGAUGUAUCAUUUUAGUUAAUCAUAUCCCGUAUGAGUAAUCAUUCAUUUACUGGAAAAUUUCUUUUUAUCCCCCCCUCCUCUUGCUCUCCCAUUGCCUUAGAUAAGCAAAUGCAAAUUGAAGGCAUAUCUCAUCCCAUGCAUUUAUUUUUGAUGACCGCAAGAGGUUUCUGCUGUAAGCAAGGUUCCUCUCAAUUCAGCCUUUAAUAAAAACUGAUACCAUCCAGUUCCUUGUGCUUUUUAUACAUCUUCCUUUUUCUUUAUUUAGUUUUUGUGGUCUCACAUUUUACAAGUUAAAUAUCUCCCUUGCUGGGCAUUGAAGGAGCUGCGAAGAUGAAAAGAAUAUUCUGCUUCAGAUCUUAAUAUUCAUGCGGAUAAUUGUGUAAGAGGCAUCCUAAUCUCUACACAUACGGUGUUUGUUACUCCAUUAAUUCAGAUGAGCGGCAAUCAUAAUAUCCUUAUUUAUUGACUUGAAGCAGAAAUAAACCACAUUCUCCUGCUCACCCUAACCCCUUAUUGCAAUAGUUUGGAAUCUUGCGUCAUAGUAGAAAUUGUUUUAGUAUUUAUUUUCUGACGGUUUCUAUAAAGUAAUGCAGAAUAAAUAAUGACAUAAAAUGUGUCCUAAAAGAAUGGCUUAACAAAGUUUUAAAUCAUCAGAAUCUUAAACAUAAAAUUCAGUAAGGCAAACUCCAAAACACAGAAGAGGUCAUGGUGCUUGAAUUAACCCUUUAAAUGUCACUUUCAAAUGGACCGUGUCUUGGUAUUUUAUUUCAUUGGACAAAUGCUUUCAGUAAGUGAUCAUCCUUGUUUUAUUAUCAAUAAAGCAUAUGGCAUAGAAGGAACUACCAUUUCUCUUAUGGCGGUGGGGAGUCGUGGGGGCAGUCUACUUGGAGAGAUUCUUUCAAAUCACUGUAGUUAGACCAUUUGGACAGGGAUUCGAGGAGCAGGAUGCAGAGAAGUUAUGGUUCUUCUAGUGACCCUUUAACAAAUAAAUUCUGGACCUCCCUUAUUUUAUAUAUAUUAUUUUGAACAAAUAAAAGUCUGUUUUAUUUUUUUUUAGGAUGUCUGCAUUCUAAACUGCAUUUCAAAGAGUGGUUAGUCUAUGUGAAAAAAAUAAUGUUUGUUAUUUUAAAGCAGAUAACAAACGAAUACUAUAUAUGAAUAUUUAAAACUAAUAUGUGUUGACUUUCAUUUGACUUUGUAAUAGUACAUUACUGACAUCAUUAUCUGUGUUUCAGGAAAAAUUGCAAGCAAGGGAAUUAAACCCUUUCUGGAAGGACGGUGGUCAGGGACUUCCACCAGAAGAGGGCGAUGUGGCCUUAGUAAAAAAAGGUAAAAUCACUUUUUAGUACAGAUAAGGGUCUUCAUAUGGUGCUAAACAAUUUCUACUCUCCCAAACAGCAGCACACCUGGCUUUUAAUCUGAUCAAUUUUUAAAAUCUUAGUUGAAAGCGCCCACUGAUUGGGAGGGAGUGACCAUUCACAAACACUGUUCUACAUCGAGAAAAUCAGAUUGGCUGUCACAGUUAGCAAAUGCCAAACUGCAGUCCUUCUGUGACAAUCAUAAUUAGAACAUAUGUAAUAUUUUAAGCCGCUUGUGAUUUUUGAUUUGGGUUUUAGAUCAUGGUAUCUUGGUACAUUGCAAAUUUUCAAAGCAUGCUCACCUAUAAUGUACUGAGAAGAGAAAACAGGAUCGCUGUAAUUUAUUUGAGAUAAUUUAUAGUAAGUAUUUAUUUUAAUAUUCUUUAUUUUUGGGUUAAUGUGUUUUAAUUGGUGAUAUUGCCAUUAGCACGGAUGAUAUUGUUUUGUCUCUGUGAGCGAAAGGUUCCUUACAUGCGAUUAGCAGAACAUCUCUAGUGGGGUAUGUUAAAGAAUGGCAAAAGAAGAAAGCAAUAUGGCUGUUGGACUUUGGAAUGCCAUCAUAUUAUUAUUUAUUAUGCCACUGGAAGUGUGGACAUGAUGGAUGUAUUAUGCUACUUGGGUCAUUCAUUUACAGCAUUAUUUAGCUCUUUUUCCCUUUUUUCGUUUUUAUAAAUGAACUCUUGUACUCUGAAUUACCCUAAAAAUUUCCUAUUUUAGUUGUGUGUAGAUUUGUACAAAGUUUAAAUGCAUAUUGACUAUUUUCAUUUCGUUUUAUAAAUGGCACAGGAAAUUGAUCGAUUCUUACAUAUUUCAUUCUUGUCUUACUCCAGAACACUUAGCAUUGGAACUGGAGUUUAGCAAUUUGCUUUGCUUUUAUAAUUGUGAAUAUGAUUAAAAGAGUCCUGCUGUAGUUGUGUUUUCUUAAAAGGCGGUAGAAUAGGGAUGGGUAAGUGCUGCACAGCCGCAGUUUGUGAUUUACCUUUCCCCAGUUAGAUGGCUGACUGAGCAUUAUAAUAGUCUUCAGUUACAUGCAGUGCCAGGCUUAGUAGGACUAGGACAUGUACAACUCUUGGAACUCCUAGAACUGUCUGUGUGUGUCUAUUAUGCCUGAAUCUCCUGUAUAAUCACAGUAAAGUGUUUCUAGAUAAACAUUUAUCACGCAAUGAAUAUUAGAUUAUUAUUGGCAUUUAUAUAGCGCCAACAUAUUCUGCAGGGCUUUACACGUCUAGAAAGAGGAAUAUUUAGAGGUGAAGAAGGCUAGCUGCGGUCCAUAUUAUGUAAGCUCGGUCACUGGAGAACUUUAUUACAGAGCACAACAAUAUGCAGACUUCUGCGUAGUGAUUAUAGUGUUCUGCAUGGUGCAGUGGAGUUAUGAUUUUUAUUUUUUUUCCUUCCAUAACAGGGGAAGAUGGGACCUUACACUUCCCGUGACUUUUAAUAUUCGAUUUACUCAUUCCAUGUAUUUAGCAAAUAUAUAUUUCUGAUAAACACAUUUAAAUGUCCAUCUUUUAAUCUUAUACCUGGCGGCUUCCAUCUUGGCUCCCUGUGAAUCAUUCAUAUAAGCUCUUACUUUGCACCUGCCAGUCAGCAUAGAUGAAACCUAGGCAAAGAGGACAAAUGCAACAAUGUUUCUGUUUCUGCAUCUCAUAGCAAUAAGUGCCAUGGCUGUGCCUUGACUGAGCUGGAUUGUCAUGUCAUUUUGCUAAAUAUUUCAUAUAAAUUUAAACGCAAACAAUUCGGGGCAAUUUGCAAGGUUUCAUUCAAUAUUUUCCAGAGAAUGGACAGUUCCUCUUUAAAUUUCAAACAAAUGCAUACAUGGUGGUUAUUGUGUGGCCAUUACAGACUAUUGGACAAUUAGUUCUGUCUGAUUUAUUCAAGCAGUUUCACCUGCUGUAUCAAACCAUGUGCCAGAUAUCUUUUGUUCUAAUGCAAUAUUUCUCUGCCAUAUCGGCUUCUAGGGAUUUAUUCUAUCUGCAGAAAAGAUCCGGUGUCUUUUUCCCAUGUAAAAGCCUGGUGUUGUUGUAUCUGUCGCUCAGUUCGACCUGUACCUCAUUUCCCGAAGAGGGAGAGAAGAGUAGCUCUGCAGACUAGUUUGAGGGUUUCAAUGCAAUGUGUAAAGCGUUCUUGGAUUGACUGUUAUGUAUUUGUUUGUUAGCACUAUUUGCAUAUUUAAAGUGGCACUGUCGCCUAAAACAUGUUUUCAUAAAUCCUUUUAAAAUAAUAGUGCAGGCAGAUUAAAAUUAUUUUAAUUCGAGUACGUUUAGCUUGAAUAACUGUCUGAAGAAUUGCAUGGUUUUCAGGGAGGUAUUUUAUUGUGACACCUACUGUUUGGCAAAAUUAAAGGACCACUAUAGUGCCAGGAAAACAUACUCGUUUUCCUGGCACUAUAGUGCCCUGAGGGUGCCCCCACCCUCAGGGACCCCCUCCCACCCGGCUCUGGAAGGGGGAAAGGGGUAAAAACUUACCUUUUCCCAGCGCUGGGCGGAGAGCUCUCCUCCUCCGAUCCUCCUCUUCUCCUCCCAUGUGGCUGAAUGCGCACGCGCGGCAAGAGCUGCGCGCGCAUUCAGCCGGUCACAUAGGAAAGCAUUCAUAAUGCUUUCCUAUGGACGCUGGCGUGCUCUCACUGUGAAAAUCACAGGGAGAAGCACGCAAGCGCCUCUAGUGGCUGUCAAUGAGACAGCCACUAGAGGAUUAGGGGGAAGGCUUAACCCAUUCAUAAACAUAGCAAUUUCUCUGAAACUGCUAUGUUUAUGAAAAAAUGGGCUAACCCUAGCUGGACCUGGCACCCAGACCACUUCAUUAAGCUGAAGUGGUCUGGGUGCCUAGAGUGGUCCUUUAACAUUCUGAAAUAUCAAAAUUGGUUCAGAGAGGGAGUAUGUACUGUAUAUACUAGACUCACUAGGCUAUAUUUGUAAAUAUAUACAAUACGCUGCUAGCUGUGUGUGUGUGUGUGUGUGUGUGUCCCUUUUUUCAAUACGUCUCUCCCUAUUUUCUAGGAUCUUGAAAUCAGUGGUGUGCCUGAGUGUAUUACAGAGCUUGACAGCACUAAUAUUCACAGUAAUGUGUCUUUAAACUACAGUGAAUGCGUUCAAAAAUCAUUCUGUGUAAAUAAGAUACAUUGCUUUUGUUGUAAAUUGCAUUUAAGUUAAAUUGUUAUUAGUAAAUCACUUAACAUUUCUCAAGGAUUUGAGUGGGGUAUGUGUGGCCAGGGCCUAAAAUUAAAGUGUCCCUCUUGGUCCAUUUGAAAUGUUGGGAGAUAUAUGCUUGUGAUGUCAACAGGCAAGGUUAUCUGGGCACAGCCUAUCACUGUGGUCAAAACGUGGAUGAAAUUGAUAUUGCUAAUGCAUGGGGUUCAGGUUGUACAUGUCUCGGAGAACCCUGGUAUAAGUCAGACUACUAGAAAAUAGUUUGAACCUACUUGCACCAUAACAAAACCAAUGGUAUUUAGUUGUUGUGGUACAUAACCUGCCCUUCUAAGAAUGUAUUAUGGGUGGAAGGCUUGGCCAGAGAGGUGGCAGUGAAAUAUUGCAUAUUUGCAAAUAAGUGUCCUAAAAUGAAAUGAAUUUGAAGACAACCUCAAAAGCAAUGAUAAAAAUCAGAAGGAUUAUUUUAACAUUUAAAACAUUUUGGGCUUUUGCAUAUUCAGUAACUAGCCUUCUCAGAGAGUAAUAUGCAUGUUAUAAUAAUUUAAUAGUCCUUUUGCAAAAACCUUGAAAUUGCAUUCAUUUAUUAGUUAUGAUAACAGAUUGUACCCGGUUCGAGUGAUGGAAUAUGAUUAAAGCACGGAUGAGCGCCCUCUGUAUCUUGCCUAUUUCUGUGGGUUAUCGAGAAUAGUGUAACUUUCUGAUAUCUAGUAAAUAGACAUCACUGGCUUCUUAAUAAUGUCAUCCAUGAGAAUCUGCAAAUGGGCAAGUAGGAUCUGUAAAUGGAUUUUGAAAGAAAACCCAUUUUUGUAUGAGAACCAGAAGCAACAGAGACAGAUCCAGGUAUUUUGCUGUGAUUGUAUUGUUGUGUCUAUGGUGUGUUUGUGUGGUCACCGAUAAAUCAGUUUUGCUGAACAGAUAAAAAAAUGAAUGGAAGGUAUAGGGAGUUUUUAAAAUGAGAUAUGAUGAUAUAAACAGCAGGCUAUUUGUAAAGACAGAAAUACAUAAAGUUUAUGAUAAAUGCUUCAUGGACUUGCUGUAUAUGUGAUGCUGUUUUGUUUUUUUUCUAUCUGACAGCACAGUAAUUUUUGUCUCUACUUUUCCAGCUGUUCAUGUUGAAGACGGAGGCUUAAGUUGGUUAAGGAAAUCGUAUCAAAGAAUGAAGGAGCAGGCUGAACGACAAAACAGAAACUUCGAAGAUAUUGUAGCUGAAAGAUAUGGGGUAAAAGUGAAUUAGUACAAUUUGUUUUGCUCUACAUCAAGAAACAUUCUAGAGAAAGGUGCUUCACGUGUAGAUAAUCACAUUUCUUUCUGAUCUAGUCUGAUAAAUGGGUUUUUGUAAAUCCACACAUUGAGUAUCUGGUAUUUCUUUAUUUACACAUUCCCUUGUAGUUUUUUUUUUCGUAUGUGUGUGUGUGUGUGUGUGUGUGUGUGUGUGUGUGUGUGUGUAUAUAUAUAUAUAUAUAUAUAUUUUAUUUUUAGAAAAGAAAAACAAAAUACACUCAAAAACUGUCUGUCCUAAUCACCUGGGUCAUUUAGAUAGAGCUUUGCCUUAGUACAUAGAUCUAUUUAAAGGAACACUCCAUUGCCCAAAUACAAAAUAAGUACAAAUCACUGUUUAGUAGUAAAUGAAAACUUACACGCCUUUAAUUAUACAUCUUUUCACUGGGGUUAUAUGUAAAAACUUCUUACAAAGCCUGCAGUUCUCUUGUCUGCUGUUUUUGCAAACCUUCUAAAGCAGCCCAGACUAUCUGUGGCUGUCCAAUCACAGACUUCCCAAUGAAGCUUUAUGAGAAGUCUUUGCAAAGCAAGUGCUCUGGGCAAUUGCUGCCUCUUGAGUUUAGUUUCACUGAGCAAAACAACCAGGAAUAAACAGGACCUGUUGUCUGCUUGAAAGCCAAGGGGUGUGUAACAGGUUAAUUUAUAAAAGUGUUAAUUGUAAAAAAUAGGACACACUGUCCACACAUUAAGCUUUUCAGCAAGCUAAAGUGCUUUAUGGGUCUGGAGUUUUGCUUUAAAGAUGGCUUUUCUAUAGGGAUAAACUAGUAGCUGCUUAGGGCAACAAGCUAAAGGGUAACCUUUUUCAUGUAGCAUGCAAAAAAAGAUUGGAAAAUUCACCAAGUCCCCAUCCCACAAACCACUGGGUUUGUUCUACAUGGACUGUUCAUCAUAGUAGGGGCUAAACUGCCACUAUAGUGAGAACCAGAAAUGCUGCUAUUUUUAAAGCAAGUUAUGCUUUUGUGUGUGUAUUCUUACCCUUUUCUCCAUGUCCUAUUGUCUGCAAACUAGUACACCUGGCUAAUGUGUGACCUCACAUGAGUUUGUUAAAGGACCACUAUAGUGCCAGGAUAACAUACUCGUUUUCCUGGCACUAUAGUGCCCUGAGGGUGCCUCCACCCUUAGGGGCCCCCUCCCGCCAGGCUGGAUGGAGAGGAAGGGGUUAAACUUACCUCUUUCUCCAGCGCCGGGCGGGGAGCUCUCCGCCUCCUCUCCUCCUCUUCGGCUGAAUGCGCAUGCGCGGCAAGAGCUGCGUGCGCAUUCAGCCAGUCUCAUAGGAAAGCAUUCAUAAUGCUUUCCUAUGGACGCUUGUGUCUUCUCACUCUGAUUUUCACAGUGAGAAGCACGCUGUAGCGGAGAGCUGGUAUUACACAGCCUAUCUCCACUUUGGAUCCCAGGGAGGUUCAGGAACAAGCAAUUAUAAAUCCAUAGGGUAAAGUAUCCAGCAGGCAAAAUAACACAGCAGUAUCCCAACAGCAAUCCCAAUAACUGGAUGACACACAGUUUCAUGAGCAGAACUAAAGAUUUAUUCAGACAGUGGCCUUUUAAAGCCUGCUCUCAUGCAAGGGAGGGAUUUUCAUUAAUUUGUACAGUAGCCAAUCCUGCUCUGGUAACCUCCCACACAUCUCCUCCCCUCAGCCUGCAUCAUAAUCCCCUUAUCCAGCACACCAAUUCCCCCCCGUUUCUGGAUGUAACCCUAAACUUACGUUAAAUUAUACAUCCCCUGGUAGACCUGAUCUGGGUGAACAACAUAUCCAAAAAUCACCCAGAUCAGACCAGGGGUUCGGGAAAUUCAUGGAGGGAAUAAAGGGAAUAAAAUUCAUGGAGGGAGUCAGGGAAUAAACGACACGAAAGCCUCUAGCUACAGAGAUUAGGGAGGGUUCGCCUGAAUCCCCUCGUUCGGUUGUUUCUAUCUACCGAACGAGGGGACGUUCGGUAGUUUGGAACCGAACGGACCGGGCUUGUGGAGGUUUCAGCGGUGUUCGCCUAGUCGAGUGUCCGAUUUGAGUUCCAGACACUCGACGGCAAAACACCGAUGUUCGGGAGUUUUAAAAAGGCCGCCGCCACGUGUUCGUUUCUCGAAUGGCGGCCACCCCCGAGAACAAAGGACGGCUACUCAACUUGUCAAUUACCCGUUCGCAACAAUGUUGCAACGGGUAAUUGCAGGCACACUUCACACAGGGGAGGUUUGACUGUUCGGUAGUUUCAUUCGAACAAACUAAGGGAAUGAAACUACCUAACAUUCAGACGAAUACAAUAUAUUUAACACAUAGAACUUAUUUUACACGAAUGCAUUCAAAUACAUGUAAUUUCUCAGGACAGCCCAGUGCCAUCCGCUACACACGCAAGCGCCUCUAGCGGCUGUCAAGAGUCAGCCACUAGAGGCUGGAUUAACCUAUUUAUAAACAUAGCAGUUUCUCUGAAACUAUGUUUAUAUAAAAAAAAAAAAGGGUUAACCCUAGCUGGAACAGGCACCCAGACCACUUCAUUAAGCUGAAGUGUAGAUAAUGAAGUGUCUCAUUAAGCUGAAGUGGUCUGGGUGCCUAUAGUGGUCCUUUAAGAAUAUGAGCACAAAAUACUACACUUUUCCUGGUGGGAUAUUCCAACUAUCAGGAUUAUUCACGAAAGUGAGAAUUCAGGGUGUGGUCAAAGUGAAUUUCAAUUUUAAGGUCAAAAUAGUCACACUGCAAAAUUCUUUAAAUCAGCUAUUGUUUGCAUUCAGCUACUCUGACCUUAAUCUUGAAAUUCACCUUGACUUAACCUUGAAUUCUCACUUUAGUAAAUAAUCCUGUAUGUGACUUCAGCCCUUAUGCAACCCAUGUUUUUUUUUUGUUUGUUUUUUUUUUAUCCCAUUUUUAAUGACUCUUUGACAUCAACCUGUAGAUCCCUGCUGUGCUGACACAAGUCUCUCUAAUAAUGGGAAAUAAAAACAUUGAAUCCAUUUAUUCCUUCUUAGAACUUGCCUGGAUUCUUUCAUGAUCUCCAUUUUAUAUUUUCAGUCUAUGGAGAUCUUCCAAAAUAAACUGGAUGCUGCUGAAAAAACUGCAAUGCAGAAUUCAUCUGAAGACUAUGGCAGUAGGAGAGACAGGUGGAGAAAGUAUCCUGAAACGGAAUCCCGAAAAUUUGUAAGACCGGAUGAUUAUAGAAAAGAAGAUCGUCAUACCACUUCCCAGAAGCAUGAUAAAUAUACUCACAGAGAACGUAGAGAACACCAUGCAGACAAACCAAAAUGGGAAAGACGAGAAUCUGAUAAAACCAGCAGUGAACUGGAACGUGGACGAUACACAGAUAGCCCCGUGGGAGAAUAUGCUGAUACGAAAAAAGAUAGGAAUCCUUUAAAACACAAGUUCUUAAAACCCUCAGAAGAUGAUGACAAAAAAAUCCAUCGGUCUCUUGUAGCACCACCAACCUCUUCUAGAAUCACUUUCCUAAAACCUGAUGAACCUGACCCAUCUUGGCGGAGAACAUCAUCCAAAGGACUUGGUGAUGAAAAGCACCAAUUCCAAAUUGAAGACAGUCAUGUCAAGGAAAUGAGAGCUGUAGAAGAAAUGGGCAGUGAGUGUAUCGGUGCAAAAGAUUCUCUCUCAUCUGUAGACAAGCCACUGCCAAGGUAAUUAAAGUCUUACCUUAAAGUUACAUUUUCUAUUUAAAAGAUCUAGCAAACAAUAAAUCACUAAAUAUUGUAGGUUGUCUUCAUGAUUCUGUUUUGUAAUUAAAACAUGUACAUAAAGAUUUGUUUAUUUUAAAUUCCUUAUUAAAGCUUUUAAAUGGAAAGUUUAAGAACCAUAACCACUACAGUCCCCUGUAGUCAUUAUGGUGCCAGAAGUCUGUAGCCACAAUCCAUUGGUAUGUUCAAACAGCUUGUCAUUUACUUGGGUUCCAUGGGUGCUUUUGAUCUGUCCACUAAUUCUGAUAUCACUAAUUCAGAGGUUUCUUCUACAACAUCAAUUCUGCCAUGUUUGGAUGAAAUUUGAUGUUCGCAGGCAACUCCUUUCUUUUAAAUAGUGUGGCAAAAUGUUAUUCUAUUGAGGCUUCAGCUUUAAAUAUCUUAGAAAUGGAGACUCCUGGUGGACCCACGUAAGGGUCAAACCAUUCAAAAUGGGCUGUAGUGGUUAUGGUGUGUAAACUGGCCUUUUAACGAAGAGCUUUAAACUUGUGACAGGCAAUGUUUAAAAACAGCCAGCAGAAGUUCAAUUAAAGCUGAUUGAUAAUUAGAUUUUAAGGAAGCAUUUUUAUUGCGUCCUCACCUCUCCAAUCACAUGCCUAUCAACUGUCCCAAAUUCAACUGGACAGUCACAAUUUUAGGGUCCUAUGCCCUUUUUCCCCCCCAUCCCGCCUUAAUUCCCUGGUGUCCUGCUUUUUUGGGACACCAGAGAACUGUCCCCAACAAUCAUAGCUCAAGCGCAUCAAUAGAUGUGCUCUCGCUUUGAUUAGGGCACUAAGACCUUGCAGGGAGCACUGAAACAGUGUUCUGCCCCAGUGGGCCGGCAUGCAUAAAUGACAUGCUGCCUGUCAUGUGUUUAUGCCAGAUUGACCUGUCAUUAACUUGGGCAUACCCGCCCCCUUCAUUUGCAGACCCACCCUUUUGGGGUGGAGCUAGUGAUGUAAUCACGUCACUGGCCCGCCCAUUUACUUCCCUCCCACCGAUGUCCCGAUUCACAGGAAGCUGUAGUUGGGAGGUAUACAAUCAUCCUGCAUCUUGCGACAUGUUGGGCAAACACGUAGUUACAUCUUAGUGUAAUUUCUUUCAUUUACUUAUGCUGAUCUAUUAUUGUUGAGAAGUUUAUUCUCUAUUCUUAAAUCAUCUCUCUUAUUUGCCCUUCACUGACUUUGUUAGUUGUUGCCAAAUCCUUCAUAUAAAAUCCUUGUCUUUCAUGGUGGCCGCUGGCCAAAUUCCGUUAAGUGUAUAGUAUUUUGAUGGUUUUAAUUUUGCAGAUGUAUGUGAUUAAUCAUUCCCAUCUCAUUUUUCUAACUUGGUAUUAUUAUUCAUGUCAUCUGUAUAGCACUAUCAUAUUCUAAAUAGAAUAUUUCCAUGUGUAAAUAACACUGAAAACACAUUAAAGGACCACUAUAGGCACCCAGACCACCUCCGCUUAAUGAAGUGGUCUGGGUGCCAGGUCCAUCUAGGGAUAACCCUGCAGCUGUAAAUAUAGCAGUUUCAGAGAAAAUGCUAUGUUUACUUUAGGGUUAAUCCAGCCUCUAGUGGCUGUCUCAUUGACAGCCGCUAGUGGCGCUUCCGCGCUUCUCACUGUGAUUUUCACAGUGAGAAGACGCCAGCGUCCAUAGGAAAGCAUUGAGUAAUGCUUUCCUAUGGACUGAUUGAUUGAAUGCGCGCAUGCGGCGGAUGACGUCGGAAGAGGGAGGAGAGUCCCCAGCGCCGCCGGAGUACGGCGCUGGAGAAAGGUAAGAAUUUAACCCCUUCCUCCCCCUUCAGCUCGGCGGGAGAGGGACCCUGAGGGUGGGGGGGACCCAAAGACCCUAUAGUGCCAGGAAAACAAGUUUGUUUUCCUGGCACUAUAGUGGUCCUUUAAAGCUUACAAUCUAGUGGUUACAAGGAAGCGUGUCAGAGUAGAAAAGGUUACCAGAUACAAGAUCUUUGUCUAAUAUAACUUGUGAAACAAUAAUGUGUAGUAGAGAUAGAGUGAAAUGGAAAAGUCACUCACUAGAUAUAGAGUAGACUUUUAAGUUGUGUCGGACUCUGAACUUUAUCAAAGAUAAACCAGUUAAUUAAAAAUAGUAAAUGCCUGUAGGUAAGCUGUUCCUGUUCACACAUCAACAUUUUAGUUGAUUAAUAAAAUCUCUUCCACAAGUCCUGGUAAAUACGCAUACCACCCAAAAAAUUAGGAUUAGUGCGCAUGGCCCAUAGAGGGCAUUACCAGUGAUGAUGCUCACAUUCAAUGCAAAGAAUAUAAGGGACUGGCCUGGCCGGGAACAUUUGAACCCGCUCACUGAAAAGCUGUUUGGCUGGUGUUCUGUCAGAACUCCAUACCCUGUCAGAUUUACAUACUCCGUGUGACAUCCGGUGACGGGGACCAGCUGUUCACAGUGCUGCACCCAAAUUUUAACAUGGAUAUUAACCCUAAAUGUCCUGUGUUCCUGUGCUUCAUGAAUGCACUAACUGUAAUGUAAGUGUAAAACUAGCUUUACUUACCUUCCAGGACCUUGCUGAGGAGGAGUUCCCAAUCCAGCUGAAGACGCAUCAUUGGGAAACUCACGCAUGCUCACAGCCUCCGUCAGGUUCCCAUUCCCCUCCGGAGUACUAGCAACUAUGUGCAGCACUGAGGGCAACUGAUCUCCGUCACCAGAUGUCACAUGGGUUAUGGAAAUCUGCCUGGUAUGUCAUUUUGACAGAAAACCAGACCCCAGCCUUCAGGACAAUGCAGCUUUGCUGAAAUGGUUCCUGCAUGGUCCUAGUGCUUGCUGCACAGCAAGAGAGCAUCUAGUGAGUGCUGCUUAGGGACAGUGCCGUGGUGUCCCCAGAUACACCAAGGUACUGAAGUGGGAUGGUGGGACAGGAUCCCGAAAUCUGGAGUGGCCAGGCAAUAGUGUGUUUAUUCGGAGUCCCCUAUAUGUCUGUGCAUUUAUGUAUGUGUGCAUACUUAUUAUAUUAUGUAUAAAUUUAUAAAAAUUAAAAAUAAUUUUGCGUGCUGAACAGGACCUUUUUCACACAACUGUUUUUUCCCCUUUCUUUGCCUUGACAAGGUUUAGUUACUAUCAUUAUGUCUACAGGCCUCACAAAAUGAAAUGUAAUAUAUAGCGCUAAGUAUAUGUAUGUCAGUAAUAGUAUAUUCAGAAUACCGUAUAUCUCUGCAUCAUUCAAGUCUUAUAGACCCACAACCAUUUACCUGGUAAAAUGUUACUUAUUGUUGCUGAAUAAUAAUAAUAAGUACUUCUAGUAGCAGUGCCUGGCCUAGCACCGGGGCACGAGAAAGUCUAGUUUAAAAACCCCUGCCAUGUUCUGAAUAGGUUAAGAAAACAAUAUACAGGCUGGAUAAAGCUGAAAGCUUUCUUAAUUGAUAGCCACCUGCUGCUUCUCACAGUUUUUCAAGCUGAAAUUCAAGAAACCAACAGGGAGAAAAUAUAUUUUUUUAUUUUUUCCUACAAAAUGGAGCGGUUUCUCAAAUUCAGUUUCCUGCAGCUCAGCUGGGCAAAUCUAUUAGUUUUUAUCUUUUCUUCUCCAUGUGCGCCAAGUGGGUACAGUUAAAAUGUUCUUAUAUUAUAGCCAAAUGCUUCUUUAUACAUUGCUGCGGCCGGAUAAUGAUCCUCUCUGAAUGGGUACAUGGAACAACUUUUAUAUUUGCGUUGUAUAACUCUUACCAUUUUCUUGUUUGUAAAUGGAACAUAAAAUGUUACAAAAAAAGUGUAUAUGUUGGCUUUCAGUGAAAUAAAAUUUAGCAGCUCUUACACCAAUGUAUGCCCCUUUAACAAUACGCAUAGACAACGUUAUACACACUACAAAUAUAAAUUGGCGGUGCGAUAACGAUUAAUAUGAAACAGGGGGAGGGGGGGGUUAUGGCCAUCCACCGAGCUGUAUGGAAACUAACUAGAAGAGCUCUAUGUUGAACAGGACGAAAUCCUGCUAUUAAGAGAGCAAAACCACCCAGAUGAUAAACCAAUGGACGUUUAACAAAUCACAGAUUUGAUCUGGAAGAAACCCAGUUGAAAAAUUCAGAGUUCUUACAAAAUAUUUCGGAGAUUUGGCUGAAUGCUCUGAUGUAUUCGAUUACACAUCACAGCGCCCACACUUACCAUGAGGGGUCCAUGUUUCCAAACCCGACGCCUUCAGAUGGCUACUUGUCAUCGAAGGACGCAGAGUUAUGACAAAUACUCAAGAAUCUCCCCUCCAAGGGAGACCCAGAAGACAUUCUGGGGAAAUUGAAGGCCACAUUCCAACAAAAGUUGGAGGGCAUUUGAGUGGAUAUCUGCUAUAUUGGGGACCGUGUGGGUGAACGCUAAGAUAAUAGAAACCUAUUGGUACAAGAACUUACGCUAAGAUGAUAGAGAGACCUAUUGGUACAAGAACUUACCAACACAUUAGAGGACCAAGCUACUAUGCUCAGUAAUAACCACAGGUCUUUUGUUGAUGAUGUAACAACUUAAACUAAGAGGAUUACCUGAGGUGGAUGGAUUGAGAAUAGUCUUGCAUACGGUUCUGCAAUAACUGUUUAACCUGAUUAUGGGGAGACCCACGGACACCCAAGGUGUCUUUUAUACCUAAAUGUAUAUAUUAAAGAUGCCCCUAGGAAUGCCAUUUGCAGGCUACAUUAUUAAUCUAUUAAAAAAAGAGAUUUGACACUGUUUACUGGACACUGCAAGUGUUUCCGAAUUUAUUUUGGCACACUUUGCAGACAAGACGGACUUUAAAACCAUCACAGAACACCUUCGGAACCUUAACAUCCAAUAUGGAUAAGGCUUCCUAUUCACUUUAUUUGUCAACCACAAAGGCAAGGAUAAUUCAAUCGCCAUAUUUUACAAUGUUAAAACUCCACAACUACCAGAAACUCCCAGCAUGGAUAAGUAUCUAAUAUCCUUCAAUGCUCCCACAACUCCGCUACCCCAGAGACAAAAUUGGCAACAACUACCAAAAAAAGAGGCGAGUGGACACCAAAUCUGCCCCAUGUUUUUUUGAAUAUAAAACAGAUCUCCAGGGAGUCAUGACUGAUAGAUCAUGGGAGUUGUAGUUCAAAACAUCUGGGGGGGCCACAGUUUGUGCAGGCCAUGUCUAGGUUGUGUUGAGGGCCGAAGGCCAUUGACCAAAAAAUUCUCCCAUAUGCACUGAUGCUGAAUACUUAUUUUGUUGAUUCUUUAUAACUGUCAUACUAGCCACUGUAAAUACUUUGAGUCCCUAAUCAUAUCCAUAUUUACACUUUUUCACAUGUUUAUUUGCCCUUUCUUUUUUCUCCACUUAUUCAUGGGAUGCAUGACCUGUUUUGACACAGGAUAAGAAGCACUUAAUUAUUCACCUUCCUCUCUUACAUUCCUCCUCCCUCCCCAUGUCUAAUGCAGUGUAAUUGUUUAAGACCCGAAGUGGGUUGCUACCCAUGUUAGGAUCAACACUGACCAUUCUUUAAACAUUAAUCAUUAUACAUUUGAUAAUAACCACAUGUUGUAUGUUGUUUCUGUACAUAGUUUUUGGGUUCUUUAAAUUUUUUGCUCAUUCACUAUUUGCUUGUAUGCCACCAUAUAUUUGUUCUUACCAUGGCUUGACCAUGCCCAAUCUCCGAGGGGUAAUCUUUAAUGUGAAGGUUUUGAAAACCCACGAGAAGCGCUCCAUAGCUGCUCCAAUACCUGAGGGCGCAAGUAAUUUAUAUCCAGGAAACACAUUUGUGCACAGAUUCUUCUCUUACUUUACAUAACUGUGAAUACCUACUGCUAUACGUAAAUUAUAUAUGUUUGCUUAAGGUAUCCUUAUACUUGGGGGAGACUGUAAUGUUACUUUGGAUAAGUCUAUUGAUUCAUCCUCUACGUCCUCACUUACUCUGCCCCUACACGUAAAUAGUUUGUAUCCCUUCUAGACCAAACUCAGCUCUUUGACUGUUGGAGGAUAGUGCCUCAACCCACGAGAGAUUACUCAUUUUAUUCACCAGCUACCAGACAAUCACUAGAGGGAUUUCCGAGUCGUUAGACAACUUGUGAUCGCCUAACUGAAGCUGGACAUAAAUAAAUCAAGUGUUACCCGAAACCCAGUAGGAAAUCUUUGCUUAAUGCUUUCCUAUGGGGCUGUUCUAAUGUGAGCGCGGCCAUUGGAGGAGCGAAGAUAGACUCUGAGCCAGGGCCGAGGGACAUCUGGACUGGAACAAGGUAAGUAACAAAAGGGGUUUUUAACCUCCUUCUGCACCAUGAUAGGGAUAGGGGCCAAGAGGGCACUAUAGGGAGCUCUAGUUCCAGGAAAACAAUGAAAUACAAAAACAAUAUUAAUACACAAUAUAUACAAAAAUUAACAUAGAGCAGGUAAGAAAUAUAUAAUCAACCAUGACAGAUGCAUUCUGUUUUGAGAUAUGUAAUGAGGGAUCUCUUAAAGGAUUUUAGGCUGGGGAAGAUUUGAAAGUGUGCGGGAGGUCGUUCCAUUAUGGCAGUGCUCUGUAGGAAAAUGAGGAUCGAGGCGCUUUCUUUUUGUAUUGAGGUAGACUAACCACCGAUCCAGUAUCAGGAUUUUAUUUAUAGGAAGUGGGAACAGCUGGGGAAGGGUGGGAGCUUCACAGAAAAGCUCUUAAACACAAGGCUGGAAAGAUGAAGGGUGCGUCUGGAUUCCAGCGACAGACAGUUUAGUUCUUUUAGCAUGUCACAAUGGUGGGUCAUGCAAUUACAUUGUAGCACAUUGUAGCACAAAGCGGCAGAAUUCAUUUAACACUGCAGCAAAAUAGGGUUAACUGAUUCAGUAAUAAGUAGGGUAGAAGAUAUCAGGUAUAGCAUAACUUAGUGCAAGUAAUGUAGAAGGUUGAAGUUGAGUCUUGACUCUCCCUCUGACCUAGGUUUUGCUCUGUAUUGUAAGGAGUCUAAAAGCCUAUUGUUUUCCAAAGACCUCCCUUUUCUUAGACUAUCAUCUAUGGCCCAGGAAUUCAAUUUAUUGUUGCCUGGUAUUUCUCUUUGGACGGCUAUUGGAACCGUAUCCUUUGCAUCACAUUUGUUGACUAGCUAAGCUAGGCUAGCCAGAUAAACUUGGCUAAUAAACUUAAAUUUUACCCUAUCUAUAGUAUACAAAGUGAUGCAACACUGUCAAACAUGUAGUUGAAAUCUCAGCCCAGCUCAAGGAUAUACAUGUCCUUGGCUACCAGAGGAUGCCAUCAUUAGGUUCUUCCUAUUUCUUGUAUUAUGAGCUAGGAUUUCCAAAUCGGGUAUUUUGACCUAAAAUUUUAGAUACACUUUGAUUUCCUGACAAUUCGCUCUUUAGUGAGUACAACCCUGAAUUUUACCAGCCUGGCAGCCAAACUUAAGACCCAACAAGUGUUUGUAUUUCUAUCUGUAUUGUAUUCCUCAACUGCAAGUAUGGUAGAGAACAGGGAGUCUGGGAAUCACACAAAAUUGUAAGACCGAUAUUUUGAGUCAAAUAUAACGGAAUUAUUAACUUGACGGCUUGAGAAAGACACCUAGUGUGUCGAAAUGUUGCCUCUCUGUCAUGACUGAAUAAAAACCACCUCUUUCACCACCUCCUUUUUUAUUGGAACUAUUAACAUAUUCCUAUGAUAUUCAUAUGAUAUGAACAUAGCCAGUGGGAACAAGUUGAUUUAAUCUGUUUUGACUUUACUCUGUUCCUCAGCCCAGAUACUAAACCUCCCAUCCAGAUUCUCAGUGAAGAAGAAAUGAACAAAUUGGGAGCCAAAAUUGUGAAGGCUGAACUAUUGGGAAAUAUGGUACGUACAAUAUGCUCUGAUAUGUUUUGUAACAAUUUGUCCAUAAUUUGUAUAAUAUUUUAAAGGGAAAUGAUGAGAUAAUUACUUAAUCUUUUUUAUUGGAUUAUUUAAUUGCUUACAACAAUAUUUUAAAUAUAUAUGUUGACUUAUUUAAGCAAUUAUGUAUGUUAAAUAAAACCCAGUUGUAGCUAAGCACAUUGUUGGUGAUAAACAUGGUUUGUAUGGUUGGAAUGUUUGCUAUAUAUUAACUGGAACGUAUCACGCCAGGUAGAUAUUAGUCCGAUUUGCUAUUUUAUUUGAAUAUACUGAAAUGUAUUAGAUGCAUAUAUAAAAACAAAACCAAAGUAUACUGUAAAAAAUGUUGGCACUUUAAAUGAAAGUUUAUUGAUUACACAUGAGAUACAUGGAACGUUCUGUCCAAUUAAAGUUAUUUAACUGUUUGAUUGAAUCUUGCACUUGGCUGCUCACUUCAAAUAGAUCACGUGAUUUGAUUUACGUUUGUAUGCACGAAUGGUAAACUUUCUGUGGCAUGAUGUAGUCACCAGAUUGUGUUGAAAUCUGGAAAUGCUGUGCGUGUGAUGGUGGGAAAAAAGUGAAAAUGUUCACUGCUAAGACAUUUUUACGUAUGUUAUUCAAGUAAUUCUGGAAUAUGAAUUCCACCGAGAGCACCUGUGCUUAAAGGGACACUAAAGUAAUUCAAACGAUUUCAUCUCAAUGACGUGGUCUGAGUGCAGUGGUUCUGUUGUUUUGUAAUGUUAACAUUUCAUGGUUAAGUCCACCUUUGGUGGCUGUCUUCCUGACAUCUAUCAGAAGCAUUUCUGCUGCACUGACAGAGUAGGUUCCUCAAGCUGCAUCAAUUGAUUAAUGAAGUAACUCACCUUGUGCUGCUACAAAAGGAACAAUUUUUUUUUUUUUUUUUGGACCUCCACGUGUCAUAAAUGACAGCAUGAGCUGGUCAAACUCAGGCAUAAAUGCCACUUUAUCAGGCAACGAUGGUCUGGGGCAUUCGGCCCUCAUCCUCUUGUGGACGCUUUUGUCUAGGUGCUUCCGACUCCAAAAGUGCAUAAACUUAAGGAGGUGUUCUGAUGGAGUCCACUCCCCUGAGCAGGGAUGCCUGAUAUACCUGGGGUCGAACAUCCGCUGCCCCGUAGUGUCCAGGAAAACCUCCUGGUCCUUCCGGUGGAUGUCUCACCCAGAAAUGUCUCCCCGACGUAGGUGUUGGAGCACCAAUCGCCGGCGUCGGAGUCUGAGACCUCUGCCCACCACUCGUCCACAACGGAGAGGGAGUGGGGCACUUCUCUUUCCAUGUCCGAGAAAUCAUCUGGAAUAGGAGAAGGGGCGGUCAUUGUUGGGCCCUUACUGCGCUUGAGGGGUGUUUUACCCUUACCGGGGACCUUCCUGGAUCCCUCGCCCUUCCAAUGGCAUUUUGCCGGGUGUGCUCGCUCUCUGGAGGAGUCAUCCAACUCAUCUGAGUCGACUCUGAUUUGGGAGCGUUUUGGGGCUGGCUUGACAGGGUCAGAGGCUGUUGGGAAUACUUUGGACAUAACUUUUUCCAGAGAGGCGGCCACCGCCACGUUAAUCAUAGCCUGGAGAUCCAUGGGGUUCUGGGUGUCUUCCAUGAUAGGCUUAAAUGGGUACAAAUACUACUUCUAACAGGCACAGGUUUGAGAGGUAUAGGGACUGGUCGGGAGAGACGUAAACAGGCUGUGGGCCUUCACUCACAGCCUAAUGGCGUGUGGUAAUAAGCAGACUCUUGUUAUGAUCAAAUGGGCUCACCCAAGAAAAUCUGAACUGUAAAUACAGAUUCUGUUCAACAGCAAAUGGGGACUCACCCCUUGCCAGAAUAAUAGGGUGCACCUGACUGGCAGUCCCACUCUCCAGGGGUAUUACACCAACCUGACCAGGUCCCUGACCAUAUGCACUGCACAGCUGGACUGGAAAACUCAAAAACACAGUGAGCCUCUUCGUGAUGGGAGUAAAAUCCACGACUAACACCCCCAGCAAGAUGGCUGCCGCGGGUCUCGCAUGGUGUAAAAAGCCCGGGGGAAUAAGCUGCUUCAGGGAAGAGAGGGCCUUGGGAGAGCAGGGACAGAGCCCCAAUCAUAUAAAAACAGCCCCCCUAGAGAGGUGGAGAUAAAGGAUAGGCCCCUGUCACCCCCAGAGGAAAGGAAAAUUGUAAUCACAUACAAUAAGUACAGUUUUAGAACAAGUACUCUGACCUGACUUGUGAUGUAGCAGCAAAGAAAGAGGAAGUAAUGCAGAUAUGCUUUCCCUUAUAUACACUCUGACUGUGUUCUGAUUGAUUCUUUGUUUCACCUUUUUUUUUUUUUUUUUUUUUGCUGAUAUGGAGUUAUUAAAGAAAGUUAAUGCAAAAUAUGAAGCCUCCUGUCAUGUGGUAAAAUUACCUGACUGCCUGUGUAUUAUGGGGAUCAGAGUAGAAGUACAUGUGCCAGCAUGUGUACGCUUGACAGUAUAAUCUUUAAACCUAUUGUUGCCAUUCCAGAGGCACAAUGAGUUAAGGAGAUGCUAGAAAGAGACAUAAAGACAAAAAGUGAAACAUCUAUAUUUUCCUUUCACCCUUUGGUUUUUAAAAGUCUGUCUUUCCCUUUAAGGAGUUGGCAGCAAAACUUCGUGCCCAGCUGGAAGAUGCACGUCAGGCGAAGUACCAACAUCAAGUCUCCAGCAUGAAAUCAAGCGCAAAGGUGAGACCUCUAUUCCUCAACAGAUUUCCGAGCGUGACAUCCGACAUAUUUUGUUUUUUUAUUUAUUUGUUUAUUUUUACUGGCACGGUUGUUCAGUGGGUAAAAAAUGCUUUGUUGUCCCUUUUGGCAAACAUCAUAGCAAGUGAACAUACAGCUUACUUUGGAAAUAUUUUUAUCUACUCCUAUUUCUCAUCCUAGAGGCUUUUGAUAUGUCUUGUCCUGUCUACUUCUGCCUGAUCUUAAUUUUGUUUUUUGAAGUCUACUUACUUAGUAUAUCUAUCAAAGGUCUGGAGCAAUGAAAGCCACGUAUCCCUGUUCACAAACCGCUUCUGUAAACGGAAUCCCUGCCAGAGAUCAAAGGCUACAUUCUGCUUCUUCAUAACAUCAACUUCAACAUCCGUAUCAAACAAAAUAGCACAUUUUCCUUUCCUUUCCAGUGACUGUCAUAAAAUAGUUGCGGCAUAUUUCACCACUGCCGUGGAAGCGAAUGGUUCAAGCCCAAUAAUAACGGCAGGCCAUAAAUGUAACCAAGAUUAACAAGCAGAGCCAGAAAAAGUUAACUUUAAUAAGCUGUGUUUCCAGAUGGAGGAAUAAAACUACAUUUGUAUAAUAUUACAACCGCUCCAUUCCCUUCCAGAUCCAUAAAUUAGACCCCUGCUGUGAAACAAAGCUUAAAGGACCACUCUAGGCACCCAGACCACUUCAGCUUAAUGAAGUGGUCUGGGUGCCAGGUCCCUCUAGGAUUAACCCAUUUUUUUUAUAAACAUAGCAGUUUCAUAGAAACUGCUAUGUUUAUAAAUGGGUUAAUCCAGCCUCUAAAGCCUCUAGUGGCUGUCUCUUUGACAGCCGCUAGAGGCGUUUGCGUGCUUCUCACUGUGAAAAUCACAGUGAGAAGACGCCAGCGUCCAUAGGAAAGCAUUAUGAAUGCUUUCCUAUGAGACUGGCAGAAUGAGGGCGUGGCUCCUGCCGUGCAUGCGCAUUCAGCCGAAGAGGAGGAGGAGAUCUCCCCGACCGGCGCUGGAAAAAAGGUAAGAUUUAACCCUUUCCUCGCCAUCCAGCCUGUAUGUUUUCCUGGUACUAUAGUGGUCCUUUAAUACAAAGUAAAAAAAAAGCCAAAAAACGGCCAGGCGACCAUAUAUGUAGUAGUAAUAUUCGCCAUGUGUGCCUUUGGCUGCCAUCUUCCUCAAAUCUGCAGCCUCUGUCUCCCAGAAGCUCUGUUUCCAUUUCACUCAGGGACUAAGUACUGAGAGACAGAGGCUGGUAUAGGAACAGUGUGUGAAACAGCUGGAAAACUUUAUUAAUUUUUUUUUUUUUUUAACUAAAUAGAAUUGAGCAAAGACAAAAAAUAUCAGGCCAAAAACAAAUCAAAUGAGCAUAAACACUUUAAGCCAAAUUAAUAUUUACUAAUAUAAUAUGAAGUACUCUUUAGUUAGGUUUCAAUUGAAUAUUGUUGGAUAUGUUUUCCAGAUUAUUUCAUAUUUUUGGAUAAACUCUUAAAAUAUUUUAAUAUUAUGAUAAUUAUAAUUGUGUAAUAUUAAAAAAAAAAAAAGUUAUAUUUGACUGACACACACACGCACGCACGCACGCACGCAUGUGCGCGAUAUAAAUGUUUUACUAUUUUAAUAUUUUUAAAAAAUUAUUUUAAAAGUUUAACCAAAAAUAUUAAAUCAUUUGGAAAGCUUAUCCAACAAUAUUAAAUCGAGGCCUUCGUCUAUCAUUCUGAGUUUACCCAACUAUCCCAUAUUAAAGCCUUACCACCCUUGUUUUCAUGAUCAGUCUUCUCUGUAAAACAUCAAAUCAAAAUCAUUACCCAUACUAUACUCAGGAACCAUGACAUGACCAUCAUUUGAUUUUAAUAACCUAGGUUGGUGUGUUGUUUGAUUUUUUUUAAUGCUUUUUAUGUGCCAGUGUAGUAAAUGUAUCUGUUUAAAGGACCACUAUAGUGCCAGGAAAACUCUUUUUUUUCCUGGCACUAUAGUGCCACCCUCAGGGACCCCCUACCGCCGGGCUGGAUGGCGAGGAAAGGGGUUAAAUUUACCUUUUAUUCCAGCGCCGGGCGAGGAGCUCUCCGCCUCCUCUCCGCCUCCGAUCCUCCUUUUUGGCUGAAUGCGCAUGCGUGGCAGGUGCUGCGCGCGCAUUCAGCCUGUUUCAUUGGAAAGCAUUCAUAAUGCUUUCCUACGGACGUUGGCGUCUUCUCACUGUGAUUUUCACAGUGACAAGCACGCAAACGCCUCUAGCGGCUGUCAAUGAGACAGCCACUAGAGGCUUUAGAAGCUGGAUUAACCGUAUUAUAAACAUAGCAGUUUCUCUGAAACUGAUAUGUUUAUAAAAAAAAAAAAAGGGUUAAUCCUAGAGGGACCUGGCACCCAGACCACUUAAUUAAGCUGAAGUGGACUGGGUGCCUAUAGUGGUCCUUUAAUACAUCCUUAAAGGACCACUAUAGUGCCAGGAAAACAUACUCGUUUUCCUGGCACUAUAGUGCCCUGAGGGUGCCCCCACCCUCAGGGACCCCCUCCCGCCCGGCUCUGGAAAGUGGAAAGGGGUUAAAACUUACCUUUUUCCAGCGCUGGGCGGGGAGCUCUCCUCCUUCUCUCCUCCUCCGAUCCUCCUCCUGGGCUGAAUGCGCACGCGCGGCAAGAGCUGCGCGCGCAUUCAGCCCGUCGCAUAGGAAAGCAUUUACAAUGCUUUCCUAUGGACGCUUGCGUGCUCUCACUGUGAAAAUCACAGCGAGAAGCACGCAAGCGCCUCUAGUGGCUGUCAAUAAGACAGCCACUAGAGGAUUAGGGGGAAGGCUUAACCCAUUGAUAAACAUAGCAGUUUCUCUGAAACUGCUAUGUUUAUAAAAAAAAUGGGUUAACCCUAGAAGGACCUGGCACCCAGACCACUUCAUUAAGCUGAAGUGGUCUGGUUGCCUAGAGUGGUCCUUUAACACUAGUGUUUUCAUAUUUAAUAUUUGUAAGGACGUUUACAGGAUGAUGUCUGUUUUUGCUGCUCUUUAUUCUCUCAGUUGAAACUGAACAUCAUGAUUCUCGGUCACCUCUAAUUUCUUGCAUUUGUGGGUUUUAGAGGAGUAACAAAGCAGAUUGUUUGAAAUUCUGUUUCAGGACCCAGCCAAGCAUGUCGGCUAAGAUUGCAAUUGAUUUUCACAUUACACUACUAAAUAGGAUGAAUAAUGUAUGUAUGCAGGGUCCGACCAUGGACACUGCUUGAAAGCCGCUAAAUACGGCUGGUCUGGGAUUUUAAUAAUUGGCAAGUAGGACAUUUUAAUGAGGCAGAUCAACUGGGACAUUUCUGCUCUAUCUGAAGUUUCCACUCUACAUUGAAUAUUUCUUUUUAAACAUAUUACAUGUUCACACCUCGCGAUGUCUGUCCCAAUGUCCUCAUUCACGGUGGGAUUCAUGUAUGAUUAAUAAUAGACAAAUGUACUGCAGAAUAAAAAAUGAAAUGUGUGUUGUUCUGCUUAAAAUAUUCAUUUAUAAAACUAUUCGUGUCUGUGUGCAUGUAUAAAAUGAUUACUGGCAGGUAAAGAAGCCCUAGUGUGCGAAAUAGAAAACUCAAUAAAUAUAAAAUUGAGGUGUAUAGGUAGUUUGAAUAAAAUAUGUUUAAUAUGUAAAAGAAAAGUAGUAAAGAAGAAAGUCUUUCUUCUCUUGAGUGAGUAAAUAACCUCUAUAUUACAGAACAACUUUAAAAAGCCACUGUAGUGCCUAAAUAUUCUUUAGCUCUUCAAAAAAAAAAAAGCAUUAAUUUCUUCUAUACGUUGCUCUAGCUAUGGAAUGCUACGUUGCUAUGGAAACUCCCUAGCCAGGGCUGCUAGUGCCGGCUAGAGAGUAUAGGAAUGAAGUGACCACAUAUAUCCCUCCAUUCACAUGAAGCCAUAAUGUCUGCAUCACUGAGAAGGUCUGUCAUGCUAGGGGUAGUGUCCUCAAGCAGGGCUAAUCAGUGAUGUGGAGAGGAGGCGCGCGGUUGGAUCGGAUAGCAGAUGAGGAGCGCGGGCAGAUUUCUGCAAUGAGAUCGCGGCGGAGGAGAGGAGACGCAGGCAUGCAGUUAUAGUUUCCUUCUUUAGAACUAAACAUAGCCAAAUGCCUGCUUUCUGUUUAAGUCAUGUUCCUAGUAUUCUUAUUUGUGAGAAUUCUGAUGAAAUGAAAAUCAAACUUGCUGAAGUCAUUCCUCAAUAGUUAGUUUGACAAAUAUUUUUUAUUUUUUAUUAUCAUUAUUUUAUAUUCUUAAAUUUAGCCAAUUCUCUGCCUGCUGUUUGGCCAUGCCCAGUGCUUGAUCAGUUGACAAGCAGUAGUUCUAGCUAUUAAAAGACUCCUCAGAUCGAGGAAGGAGUGGAUCUUAAUACUGGUUUAUACAUUUUUAAUUAUUUGAGUCCCCCACAGUCAAAGCCAGCGUUGCUUUGUGAUUUUUGCCAUUGAACUAUAUAAUUGUAAGAGAAGACACAGUAUAUUCCCAUUGUCUUCCUCGUUUGCAUUUUGUGCCCUGGCUGUGCGUGGCUUGAUUGCGAUUUCACUUACUAAAUCUCUAAUACAGUGGUAGUCAACCCUUUUCCACUUACCGCCCACUAAUGCAUCUUUCUUGAUGGAAAAAUUUCCUUACCGCCCACCAGUUUUCGCUCAAGCGCGGAAUAUUUUUUAGAAAGGAGGGUGUUUUAAAAAAAAAAUAAAUAAAUGUACGUACAUUUAUCUUUUUAUUUCUACUUUAUGCAUGUUUAUAAUGUUUUUAACUUUAUAAAGUUUUUAAUGAGGAAGCAAUAAAGUAAAUUGAAAUUACCUUUACUAGUGAUUAAUGAGAUACUUGAGGCUGAUGCUGCGAGACUAAAUAUUUGAUAUCUGGUUCGAUUUUCGUAAGGAACAAACGAAGGUCUCCUCUUUCAGUGAUAAUCAGAAGACUUCUUUGUUUGCUCAUAAAAUGAUUUCUCAUCUGUGCGUCAGCUCCCCUCCUCUCCCUCCUCAAUUCCCCUUCCCACCUUUUUCCCCUUUUUUCUAUUUUUUAACCUUACUUAUAGCAAUGCCCAGUAGGAAGGCUGAGCUAGGUAGCCCACUUAUUAUUAUUAUUAUUAGUCAACAACAAUUCUCUCCUUUUCCUUUUCUUUCCUUCUCCUUUUUUACAAGUACUCUACUCCUUCUUUCCCCUAUACUAGAAGUACUCUACUCCUUCUUUCUCCUAUUCUACAAGUACUCUGCACCUUCUUUCUCCUAUUCUACAAGUACUCUGCACCUUCUUUCUUCUAUUCUACAAGUACUCUGCUCACAGACAAACACAUACACACACACACACACACACUCACACAUACAUUUACAGACACACACACUCACAGACAAACACUCACACAUACACUUACAGACACACUCACAUAGAAACACAUACACACAAAUAUACACAUACUCACUCAUGCACUUACAGACACUCACACAUACACUUACAGACACACACACAUACACUUACAGACACAAACACACACACACACACACUUACAGACACACACACACAUACACUUAGAGACAAACACAUAUACACACAAAUUAUUAAUAUUAAAUAUCCACCCAGCCUCCCUACCUGGAGAGCUGGUGUGGAUCUGUCCCUGGGGUCGAGUGGGGCUUCACUUAGGCGGGCGGCUAAUCAGACGCAGCGAGGGAGCUCUAACCUCUCUGCUCUGCUCCCUCGUGGGCUGUCUACUGAUGCCGCGAGCUGGAAUAUGACGUCAUAUUCCGGCUCCCGCGGCAUCAGCAAACAUCAUGCGAGGGAGCAGAGCAGAGAGGUUAGAGCUCCCUCGCCGCGACUGAUUAGAACUCUGCCAUGCCGGGGGUCCAGAAGGUGGCCUGGCAGGAGGGAGCGCUUCCUCCUGCCGGUCACUGAAGACUUGCGCAUGCAGAGCCGCUCGCGCCCGCCCAAAAGGAGAAAUCCUCUUAAAAAGAGGAUUUAGCCUCAGAAAUCCCUACCGCCCACCUGGAAUCCUAAAACGCCCACUAGUGGGCGGUAGGGACCAGGUUGACGACCCAUGCUCUAAUAUGUAUUUAAUCAAAUAUGAAACAAUGGUUAACACAAGUUAUGGUUGAAUUUCAAUGUUUUGUUCAGUCUAAUACUUUCCCGAGCAGUGAUAGAACUUCUAAAAAAUAAAAAAUCACUUUAAAAGAGAACUAAGUGCUAAAGUAAUAUUAUCUUUGGUUUCAAAGUUACAAAGUAUCAGCGAGAGAAAAAAAAAUAUGACUCAUUCAUUUUGUUUAAAAUUGGAUUAGAGAAUAGUCACCUUUAGGGGAUAAUCUUGCUGAAUAAUUAAUGAUCCAAUUAAAUUUGGCUUUUAAUCUUUAAUAAUUUAGUUGCUGUAUAAAUUAUUGUUCUUGUUGAUAUAUUACUUUAAAAAAUGAUCGAGUGCCUUUCGUGCACAUUCAAAAGCACAUACAGUUAUUUACUAAAGGUUGAAGUGUUGAGAGGUCAAUAUGAAAAUCACAUUUUGGGUCACAGCCAAACUGAGGCCAUUGCUGACGUGCAGAAUUUUCUUCAAUGUCACUUAGCAUCUUUGACUAUUCACACUAUAGUUCUGUCACUUUCCAAAGCUUUUCUUAAGUGUACUUUUAUUUACAAGUGCUAUUUUAUGUUUACGUUUCUCUCGCCCUCCUCCAUCUUUUAAUAGUUUGCGUUAUAGAGUAGUGUCUUUUUAUGUCUAUUCUACGUAUCUGCUGACCCAGAACAUUGUGUCAUAGAGUGAAAAUACAACUCUGAUAGAGAGGCUGUCCUCUGGCAGGCAAACUUUGAAGUCCCAAUGUUUUGCUGCAUAUCCAGAGGAUUUGCAGCUUCUACAGUGAUCCCUCUCCAUGCCAAUGCUAAUGUUCUAAUCUUUUUUACCAUGGUGGCAUUGAGCAUGCACCAUACACCCUUUUAAUAGCACCCUGCAGCAUGUUUUCUAUAUAAAAACAUCAAUGAAACUCUUGCAAAAUAUAAUAUAUCCCAUUCCUAUCAAUGUUUUACUGCUAUAUCAGUAGCUGCCUUAAUUCAUGUUUUUUUUUCUUUGCUCUGUGCAUAAAGAUUUUUAUUGCAAAGUUUUGCCAGAGGAAGUCCUGUCACAAAUUCUUGUUUCAUACAUACAAAAUCAUGGUGAGCGCUCUACUUUGUUAGGUGACCCCCAUGUCAUGCACUAAUAAAGACUAGGGUGCUUAACCCCUUGAGGACACAUGACAUGUGUGACAUGUCAUGAUUCCCUUUUAUUCCAGAAGUUUCAUCCUUAAGGGGUUAAGGUGGAAAAAAGUCUUGUUAGCACAUCAAGACCAUAUGCAGGAAUAGAAUAAGACCCACAGUCCACUAAUUUAUGUCAAAAAUAACAGUAUACAAUACUAGUGAAUUCAGUCAAUAAAAAUGUGUUAAACAAUAAAUACACAGUACAAAGUGCAGUUACAUGCAAGAAAAAUUAAGGUGUAUUCAUCUCUAUUAAUGAAGUGCGAUCAAGUUUACCCAUAAAAAGUAUGACUAUACAUACUGACCUAUGGCUGGAGAUUAGGCCUCCUCAACGUUUCGGCUACUGCUUUUGUCUAGGGGAUCGCUAUUUACUAUGGCCCCAAGUGCUUAAUAUACCUGAGUGAAUGAUUAAGUGCCCUCCCACUAACAACCAAUAUUGUGUUCUAAUGGCGAUAAAACUAAAGGGUGUUACCAAAGAUUAAAAUACUCCAUUCCCUUUUUCCGAAUCAAUGACGUCAGCACGCUAGUGCAGGUGAUGUCAUAACGUACAGUACUGAUUAGUACAACGAAACUGCAAUAAUUGAACACACUAACAAUUAUCACAAUUCCCACAUCUGACUCCUGAUGUCCUGAUGUUGGUGUUUAGCUUCCAAUAAUCAAAGUGUAUAACUCGAAUACUGACGUUUAAUGACACGUAUCUAAAACGUUCAGUCCACAGACAAAGGCAGUAGCCGAAACGUUGGGGAGGUUAGUAUGUAUAUUCAUACUUUUUAAUAGGUAACCUUAUUUGCACUUCAUUAAUAGAGGUGAGUACACAUGCCUUUUUCUUGCACUUUAUUUCAAUGUACUGUGUAUUUAUCGUUUAACAUAUUGAUUGUAUUCAAUAAAGACCUGUUCUUUUUGGCAUAAAUUGGUGUGCUGCUGCGGGUCUUUUUCUAUUCACAAAUUCUUGUUUUGCCCGGAGAAAUCAUAGUUGGUGUGAAGGGAGGGGAUUUUACAAAUUGGUGCCAUUAAAGGAACAGAGAAAUUCAGUAAGUAGGCAAUGUUUUGUAGUGUCCUAUUAAUAUUUGUGCAGAAUGUGACACACACUGGUGUUUGGCCAAUUAAGCCUCCGUGUUAUUACCACUUUUUCCCCUCCAUUAUAGGAGUGAAUACAGAAGUCACACUAGGUUUUCACAUCUCUAUUUAUUUGGAAUAUUAAAAUUUUUUUCCUUGAAUAUCACAUUUAAUUUUCCUUCCCCCUUUAUUAUAUUGUCUGCAGGGGGGAUAAAAAGACUCCAUACUCUCUAUGCAUUGACUAGUGCAAAAUUGCUUUGCUCUCGAUAUUGGAGUCAGAAAAAGUUCCCUAUUUUAAAGCCACUGUCUAUGGCAUAACCUCUUUGACAGAACGGUUCCAACUUCAUUACAGGACAUCUGUAGCGUGGUAGCACAGCUGAUACCUUUUCAGAGUCGUUUGGAAAUUGAUUUUUUUUCUUUUUUUUUUUUCUAUCCUUUGCGCACAGCUCUUGGAAGUAAAUGCCUCUGGUUGCUGUGACAUUACUUGAUGUUGGCAAUUUUUGUCAUUUUUCUUCUUGGUUUGUUAAAUUCCUUAUCGCUUGGAGCCAUAGAAGAACCCAGAAACAGAAAAUGUGCUUAUCGCUCCUCUCAUUUUACAGAUAAUGUCUGCGUGAUUUACCAAUUUUUUUGUUCUCUCUUGUUAGCAUUCUAGUCAUAACAGGUGGGACUACAGCCGGAUUAGGAGCGGAUUCGUUCUGAGUUACAUUUUAACCAUGUCUUACUUGGCUUAUAUUCCAUUCUCGGUGACUUCACACAGUAUCUGUCAGUCUGCAUUCUGUGUAUAGCCUCCGUAAAAAGGGGGUACAUGGUGAAUAUUUAACUUUCUUAAUUUAAAAUAAGGCGAUCAUUCAAACAAAAUUCAAUAUAUCUUCCUACAGUGUUAAAGAAGGACUAAAAUGUCGCUGAAAAGUUUUAAUUAUCUUAAUUAAUCCCACAUUUAGGCAGCUACCCAUCCAUUUAUUUAAUGUACAUUUUGUAUCUUUAUCUAUUUUCAGAUGGAUCUCAUUGCUGCUGUGAGAUUCUUUUUAAAAUAGAUCUAGUUGAAUUUCCCUUUUAAAACCUAAAAUUAAAAAUAAAAACCUCUCUAAAGUAAAAGUAGAGUUUAAGUGGCGUUUAGGUUUGGUGCAUUUGUAAACGGGUAAGGGCUUUGGGUACACAAGGAUGACCUAGGGUAUGUGGGGUGCUCACUAUUAUGAGCGGCUCUAGUCAGUGUCUGAGAAAUUCGAUCAAAUUACGUAAGGAAUUCGGUUGAAAUUCAGCUGUUUGGCUGCCAAAAGUAUGCUCAGUCACAGACAACAAAGGUAAAUGCAUAUACUGUUAGAAUUAACCACAUUUAUUUUGAGAUUCAUAAAAUAAACUUUAAUUUAACAGCUGACGUUUGAAAACUUGACACUACUUGGCUGCCGUUCAUUAUUUAGUGAAUUCUUUACAUUGUUUAACCCAGUGGAUUCCAAACAUUUUAGGUUCAUGGCACCCUUAAUAUUUCAAUAUUUUUCCAAGGCACCCCAAGUCAAAAUUUCUAGGUUGUAUAUCUGUACAGUACUGCGGCAUUUACUGGCACUAUAGUGUAAUGUACAGUGUUGGUGUUUGAAGAGAUGCUUGUAUAUAGUUUUAGUGUUUUAAUAUAGGGGUGUGUUUGUAUGUAAUGUUUGCAUUUGAUUGCAGGGGUGUGUUUGAAUGUUAUGUUCACUUUUAAAUGUGGGUGUACAUUUGUGUGUAGUAUUUGUGUUUGAACGAAGGGGUGUGUUUAUAUAUCCUUUUGGAGUUUGAAUGCAGGGGUGUGUUUGUAUGUAAUAUUUGUGUUAGAUUGCAUGAGUGUGUUUUGUAUGUUGUGCUGGUGUAUGACUGCUCGGAUGUAUGCCCAUACACAUAUACAUACACACACUUAGAUACACACAUACACACGCAUAUACCAACAUAUACACACUCGCACCCUGACACACACAAACAUUGAUACAUGCACACACCAUGAUAAAGAUGCACACACUGGCAUAAAAACACACAAAAUGACACACAGAUGCACAAACACAGACUUCUAUCCUGAAACACAGAUGUGUGCGCGCACACCGAGACACACACUGACACAGAAGCACACUGAUAUAUAUAUAUAUAUAUAUAUAUAUAUAUACACACACAUACACAGAUGCACAACCUGACACACACACACAGAUGCACAACCUGACACACACGCGCACACACAUAGAUACAUAAGCACACUGACAUAUAUAUACACACACACACACACACACACACACACACACACACACUCUGACAAACACAAGGGAUAUUUGUAAUAUCUCCAGCCACCCUUCUGUUAGCUUAGUCCAGGAGGCUGGCUUGAAGUCCUGCUGGUGGGAGUGAGUGGUCUGGAGCACUUUGUGCUCUUCUCCUCUCAUGUUGCGGCUGCCUCCUCUCCCUCCUAUGCUGUCUCCUCCCCUCUCACCCUGUCUCCCUGCAUUAGGCUGAAAGGAAGUGACAGGCGGUCACUUCCUCACAGCCUGCCGACGGUACAGGUGCCGGUCGCGGUCUUAAAGGACUGCGGCACCGGACCGAGACCCUGCUCAGCAGUAAUGUUACCCUGUUGCUAUACAGGAACAUUCCGCUGCACCCCUGUGUGCCUGUCACACAGCUUGGGAACUGCUGGUUUAACCUAUUGUUUAUAUCAUGCAAUGUUGUUACAUGCUUACUUGUAUGGAGGCUGUAUUAUAGGAGGGUGACAUUUAGCUUAUUUGGUCAUCCAAGCAAGUAUCUGCUCAAAUUGCAAAGCAUCCUGUGAGCUGGCAUGGAAAAUUAAUUCCUUAUAACUGAAUAGCAAUAGAGAAACCAAUAAGUGAAGAGAUUGGCUAUUUUCACAGAAGCUUAUCAUUCUGAAGCAUGUUCGAAGGUUAGCUUAUUUUUAGACCUGGUAUAAUUUAUAUAUUAAUCUAGCAUGUUGCACAUCCAUUUCUAUCCUAUUUUGUAGGAAAUUGCUCCCUGUUAAAUGAACAGGCGAAGCACCAAAAUCACUUUAUCUUAAUGAAGUCAUUUCGGUGCAUAUAUACCGCCUCUGCAGCUUCCAAAUAAAAAAUAUACCUUUUCUGCGCAACAGUCAUUUUUAUAUUUUUGCAGUGCCAGACAGGCAUCCACUUGGGACUUCAGACAUAAUUAGAUUCAGUGAUUGAGUCUUUUUUUAAAUUCUUCAUUUUUGUAGGGCCUCGCUGGAACAAAGUAGGCAAGAGACCAACAUUACAUAAGGAAAGACAAGAAUAAAAAACAAGUAUGUUGCAGACAUAGCACUAUUCUAACAUUUUACCAUGGUAGUGAUCGUCAAGAUAUGAGAGUUUAGUAGGGAAGGGCAUAUUCUCAGGUUUCCCCGGUGUGUUGAGGGAGUUAUGCUUGCGAAGCUAACAGAGGGAAGUGGCAUAAAUGCUGCAUAAAGUUGAGUGUAGUUAAAGGGUUAGUGAACCCCAUCAUAUGAGGUAUGUGAUGGUGUGGAGAGGCAGAGUUAAACAUAAGAGAUUGUGUGAGAGAAGUAGCUUCCAGUCAAGUUAAUGAUGCUGCGAUUAUGCCGCAGCCUUAGCGUCUAUUGCCCCUAACCAAGGGGCGUCGCGGGGUGAGUGUUUUCCGUCUUCCGUCAGACAAUCUGGGUAAGGUCGCCUCUGUGCCGAUAUGUAAAGCUGGUUUCUAGCCCUUAACCCCAAUAUAAGUGAUAGGUGUCCUCCAGUACCAAGGGAGGCAUUGUCUGGUGUCCAGCGGAACCCAGGUAAGUUGUCACACUAUUCUUAAACAGAAGACCACCAGCGCACCUCUGACACUAUAACCACUGCAGUAGGUUAUUUUGCUUGGAAUGUUCCUUCCUUAAUGCUGUGUUUUUUGUCAUGGAUGAGAGUAUUUCAUUGGAAAUAUUGGAAUAGCAGAGCUACUUUUUCUAAAUCUUAUAUACAACUUGUGAAUUCAUUAAGUAGCUAUUUUGUUUCUGCCAUUCCAUAUAAAGCACAUUGCAUCUCUUGUCAUUUAUCAUAGAUUGUUAAAAUAGAUAAGUUUAAAACACUUGAUGUUUUAAUAGCAAAUCACUGUGUGUUUAAUAAAAUGUAUCUGGAGUUGGUUUGUUAUCCCAUAAGUUGAAGCCAGGAAUCCAGUGUUCUAUUGGCUGGCAGAGACUUAUGGGAAAUAUAGUCUAGUAAUAACGGUAUGGCUAAAGUUGACCACCCCUGGGACAAUGUAUUGGUUGCUUGAGCCCACGGUACAAUACAGUUGCAACAGCAAAUCGCACUUAAUCGUUGUCACUUAUUUUUAAAUUGCUUUUAGAAUAGCUUGAUAUUGAUUUUUCUUGAUUUCGCGAAGUCAAGUUGCACAAGCGAUCCUUGCUGUAACAGGGUUUCAAUUACAAGUCAGAAAAGAUACGGUUGUUUUCAGUCUGUUACUCUGCAAUUAUCGGAUAUCUGUGAACAUACAGAGCUUCUUUCCCCCCACUCUGUACUUUGGAAAAAACAUUGAUUCUGUUGUUAAUUUUUGUUUCGCAGUAUACCUGCAGAUAUUUUCGAAAGUCAAGAUGGACAAUCAAUUUGCUUGUCCCUUACAGGCACCCUAGCUGUGCCUAGGAUUACUGGUCUUUUUUAUAAGUCAGGUUCCAGUCUUAAAGUGUUUGGAAAGAGAGGAGUUAGAGCAUCAAUCAUCCUGGGUUACAAAUUGAACCCCUUAAAGGGACAGUUUAAGUACCAUAAGGUCUUAUGUUUUUCUGCAUAAAUUAUGGUCCAAGAAGUAUCUAUCUUCUUUAGCAAAGAUAUAUCUAAACUGUAUAAUUAAUGAACUAUGGAUUAUAAUUAAUCAACGGUGCUACCAUCAGCUCCACCACGCAGGCUCGCUGCCUAGGUGUUCUCUUUGACUCCGACCUCUCCUUCAAGCCUCAUGUUCACUCCUUAGCCAAAUCCUGUCGUUUCCAUCUCAAAAACGUUGCGUGCAUCCGACCCUUCUUAACGCCAGAUGUGACUAAUGUGCUUGUCCAUUCCACUGUCCUUUCCUUGACUACUGUAAUCCGCUUCUCAGUGGUCUUACGUGCUCCCAACUUGCGCCAUCACAGUCCAUAAUGAAUGCGGCGGCGAGGCUCAUCUUCCUGUCCGCCCGUACCUCCCACGCCUUAGCAUUCUGUCAGUCCCUAUAUUGGCUUCCUGUAAGAUGUAGGGCUCAAUUUAAAAUUCUGGUUCUUGCUUUCAAAUCUCUACACAAUGCUGCUCCCACCUAUCUAUCCUCCCUUAUACACAAGUAUGUCCAGUGUAGGCCCUUAUGAUCUGCUGAAGACUUACGUCUAUCUUCUGGCCGUACUCCCACCUCUGAUGCUCGCCUUCAAGACUUCUCGAGGGCUGCACCGUUCCUGUGGAACUCGCUUCCCUUCUCCAUUAGAUGCUCACCCAGUCUCUACUCCUUCAACAAAUCAUUAAAAACCCACUUCUUCAUAAAAGCGUAUCAAUUAAACUGUUAAUAGCUCCCGACUGAUUGCUCUUUUGCAACUGUCAUUAAGUGUUCUUGCAUGGCAAGACCACUUACUAUUAUCUCACAUAUAUUAUUAAGUGUUCUUGCAUAGCAAGACCACUUAUUGUUAUCUCACAUAUAUAUUAUUAAGUGUUCUUGCAUAGCCAGACCACUUAAUGUUAUCUCACAUAUAUAUUAUUAAGUGUUCUUGCAUAGCAAGACCACUUAAUGUUAUCUCACAUAUAUAUUAUUAUUAUUAUUAAGUGUUCUUGCAUAGCAAGACCACUUAAUGUUAUCUCACAUAUAUAUUAUUAUUAUAGCCAAAUUUUUAAAAUACGACCGUUUGAAGAUGGCAACCGCCAAAAUACUCUGACCUGUCUCAGGCUGCAGCAGCAAGUGAUGUCAUAGACAGGGCCUUUUGAACACCUGCUAAUGUUUUUAUAAAUGUAUGGUUUAAUGUAACUGUGCAACAAUGUUGCAAUUAAAUGUGCUAUAUAAAUGAUAACAGUUACUCCGCCCACUCCAGUUGUAGACUACUGGUGGAGGCAAGAACACUUCACACAAUUUCCCCAGAAAUUGUAGCUUUUCUAGUUAAGUGUUCUUGCAAGAACACUUAUUGUUAUCUCACAUAUAUAUUAUUAUUAUUAUUAUUAUAGCAAAAUUUGCCACCCUAACUCCUCCCACAGUUUUUACACUACAUAGACAAAAAUUUACCAAAACGUGCAGAUUGUUCCCGAUCGGAUUGCUAUUACUUUGUGGAACAUUUCGCCGAAUGGUUCACGGAAUAUCGUCGUUCUUGUGGCGCAAUUUGUCCCAUAGGAAUGGAUGGCAAAGCUAGAGUGGGAGCUGGCAAAAGCUGAAAAAUCAGGACAUGAUUUCUAAACUGCCACCACUCCCUUAUUUUCAGGCCCACAAAGACAAAUCUUAUAUCAAAACGUUCAGCUAUCCAUGCUGCCACUAAACAUGUCAACGGCUAAGCCAUAGUCCUGAUAGUUUUCACAAUAUAAUCAUUUGUUUGCAACAAACGCCGUCCAUUGACAUUCAUUGAAACUUCACUCUGCAAAGCUCAAAUUUGAAGUGCAAUUUCUAAACUGUGACUGUGCCUUAAUUUUUAAUACUGCAGAAAAAUACUAUUCAUCUAAAUGUAGGUCUGGGUCUUGUGAUUUUCACAAUAUAAAGCUCUUUGCUGUAGGAUGUAUAGUUUUUUUAAAUACGACCGUUUGAAGAUGGCAACCACCAAAAUUCUCUGACCUGUGCCAGGCUGCAGCAGCAAGUGAUGUCAUAGACAGGGCCUUUUGUACACCUGCUAAUGUUUUUAGAAAUGUAUGUUUUAAUGUAACUGUGAAGCACUUUGGGCAACAACGUUGCAAUUAAAUGUGCUAUAUAAAUAAAUAAAAGUGGAAAUGCAUUUCUCACUCUAUCAAGCUUGCCAUGUGCACUUUUUAAAUUUGAUCAAUCAAUUGGUUAGUGUAAUGUUUACUAUCUUUACUCACUCCAAACACUCCACACAGUUACUCUGUCCAGUCCAACCUUUCCACAGUUACUCAAGCCACUCCACCCAGUUACUCCGCCCACUCCAGUUGUAGACUACUGGUGGAUACAAGAACACUUCACACAAUUUCCCCAGAAAGUGUAGCUUUUCUAGUUAGUCUAAUACUAUCCUUACCUUUUGUGUCACAUUACCCCACUUCCUCUAGCAUGUAAGCUCAUUGAGCAGGGCCCUCAACCCCUCUGUUCCUAUGUGUCCAACUUGUCUGGUUACAACUACAUGUCUGUUCGUCCACCUAUUGUAAAGCGCUACGGAAUUUGGUGCUAUGUAAAUAAUAACAUAAUAAUAACUAUUCCACCUUUUUACUAAAAUGCAACAUGUAAAAUUCCAGGUACGUUUGUUAGACAAUAAAAUAAACGUUUGCUGUAUAUGUCCAUUCCAUAUAGUAACUUAAAAAGGCCUCCCAAUUUGAUAGCCCUGUAUGAAUACAAUAUUCAAAAAUAGCUUUUAGUUUUAGAGAUUCAUUUCUAUUCUACACAUGAAACUGUUGCAUUGCCCUAAGUGUCUCGUUUGAAUCAUUACACCAGGAAAAAAAGUAAUUAGACGUCUUAUCUAAAACAAAAAUGAGAUUAAUUAUACACAGAACAAAAAACAUUUUUUUUUCUCUCUUUCUAAGCUUGUGCAUCAUGUCUUUUGUUUAUAACACGAAGCUUGUGGGAAAUCAAACCACACAAAUCCAGUGGAGAGGAUAAUUGGUUAUUAAAUACUUUUUUUUAUUAUUGUUAUAAUUUCAAUCUGAUAUUUCCAGUUUCCCUGCACUUAUUGUCUGUGUUCAUUCUUACUGUUGUUACACUACCUUUUCCCUUGUCCGUCUCCAUUCAUCCAUUCAAGGCGCUAUCAUUGUAAUGCGGAGAUGAAAGCCGUCUAUCGAUGACAUUUAUUUGUCCAUCUUUGUGCAAUUUUCUUCAUAUUUUGAAUAGACUUUUUAAUAUCAAUUUUAAGUUUUCACCAGUCCCACCCAAAUAUAAAGUUCACCUUUUCCCCCUGUGACCUAUUAGAAUUGAGUGCUACCUAGAUUAUCAUUAAUGGAACAUUUUAACUAUACCUCGCAGAGCAGCUUGAAACCAGAAAAAUUCAAUAUAUAAAAUAUUAUACCAUUUUUUUUGUCAUUCCCAGUUUAAAUAUUAAAGGAACAGUCAAGUACAAUUUUGUUGAUGCUUAAAUCAAACUAAUUAGAAUUAUGGCUUAUCUGCAUUGUGAUAUAAUGUUUCUGAGAAAGACGCAAUGUUUUCCUUUAUUUACUGAUUUUGAAAUUAGGGCGUCCGGAAGCUGGCACAUUAGCAUUCCAGUCCUGUUUUUAUGAGAGAUGUUGCAUAAUGCUUGGCUGCAAGCACCACAGGUAGGAGAUGGCAAGCUUAGGACAAUAGCUCAGAAGAAGAGAAGCACCAGAUAAUCAGAAACACGCCAGAGGUCAGCGCAGAAGGUAACACGCGAUAUCUCAGAACAGGCCAAAUUCUGACUAAAAGAAAGGAAAAGAAGGCUACAUGCAUUGCAUGAGGCUUUUAGAGCACAUAUUGCUGUAUCAUGUUAGUGAAAAAAUACUGAUUAACUGGCGCAUGUUCACACGGACAGAUGUAGCACGUGUUAAAAGCUUAUUUGAUAGGAGCGAUGUCUUCAUUCAUAUCUGCAUCGAAUAUUACUUUCGUUACAGCGAAGGGAUAGACAGAAGGAUCAUCGACAUGCAUGCAUUACUCAGACUGUAUAGCAAUUUGUUUUGUUUGUUUAUUUUUCAUUCUAUCUGAAUUUUUUUUUUCUAUUUUAAUUUUUUUUAAUUAAAGGACCACUAUAGGCACCCAGACCACUUCAGCUUAAUGAAGUGGUCUGGGUGCCUGGUCCAGCUAGGGUUAACCCUUUUUUUAUUUUUUUAUUUUUUAUAAACAUGGCAGUUUCAGAAAAAAUAUAAAUAGGUUAAUCCAGCCUCUAAAGCCUCUAGUGAGCCGCUAGAGGCGUUUGCGUGCUUCUCACUGUGAAAAUCACAGUGAGAAGACACAAGUGUCCAUAGGAAAGCAUUAUGAAUGCUUACCUAUGAGACUGGCUGAAUGGCCGCGCUGCUCCUGCCGCGCGUGCGCAUUCAGCAAAGGAGGCGGAGAGGAGGAGGAGAGCUCCCUGCCUGGCGCUGGAGAAAGAGGUAAGUUUAACCCCUUCCUCUCCCCAGAGCCCAGCGGGAGGGGGACCCUGAGGGUGGGGGCACCCUCAGGGCACUAUAGUGCCAGGAAAAAAAGUAUGUUUUCCUGGCACUAUAGUGGUCCUUUAAUGCCAAAAAAAAUGAAAACAGGCAGUACGUCACAUUUUAAACAUUAUCCAUCAAUAAAAUCCCUUUCCUUCAAGCCACUUGCAGUAACAGCCUUUAUAUUAUUCAUCAUUAUAAGCAUUCAUAUUAAAACAUUCCCAUGUUGCCUUAAUAAUACAUUAGUUUAGUAAAUACAUACCAUUCAACUCCUAGUUGUGCUGAUCAUAUUAUUAGAUUAUAAUGAACUAACUUACAGUUGUGAUGUACUACUUUAUUAAUCCGUUGCGUUAUUAGUUUAUAGUUUCCUUAACUAAAUAUAGGGAUAAAAAUACAAAAAAAAAAAUACAAAAAAGGGAAAAAAAAAAAGAAAAGAAAAACCCUGGUUGUUCUCCACGUUACCUAUUUACAUACCAGUCUACUCUUUACUGUCCCUAACCACCUUGUAUAAAGCAUACUCCAGUCAGAAAUCUUACUUUACCUGGGUAUGUUUAACUAUAUUCCAAGGGGAUUCUUCCCCUUUUAAGUUAUACCAAGCUUCUAGCUCACCCUUAUGUGUCGAGUUUUUAGCCCCAGCUACAGCUUCUAUCGGACCUCAUUUUCUAAUUUCUCACCACUUCCUUGUUUUAAAGCUAGAGCACCUGAUUAAGCAUCCAGCUGUGCCAUUCUUUUUUUAUAUUUGUCAAGGCAUCCAUUAACGUCACUGGCCAUCUUUUCAUAUGCGCUAAUCUUGUUCAGCUUGGUAUGUAUUACUUCAUCUGAUGGAAUAACUUUCUUCUUCCAAUUACUUGCUAAAGCGAUUUUUGCUACCGUAAGAAUAUUUAAAAUCACUUUUCUAUGGGGAUGAAUAUUAAUUCCUGGAAUAAUGUGGCAUACAAAUUUCUCCGCAUGCAAGGGGAUAGCAAGCUUUGUCUUGUCGUAAAUCAAAUUCUCAAUUCAUUUCCAAAACUCUCUUAAAUAGAGACAGUCACAAAAAAUAUGCACCAUAGACAAAAUAAAUUCUGGCUUAGAUAAGGUAUUUACAUCAAUAUAUGGAUUGUCCAAAAUAUGUGCCUUUAUUAUAUUCUUGAUCCUUAAAUACGCAAACAGAUCUUUAGCUUCCAGAUCUAAUUCUUUUUGAAGAUCAGGAAAUAGCUUUACUUGUGGCCCAUUCAUUAAAUUGCCUAUUUGUUUUACCCCUUUCUCUUGCCAUCUCCUCAUCUGAAGGUCCAAAGAAAGGGCCGCUAAUGCCGUUAUUGGUGCAGCUCUAAACAUCAGACUUAAAUUUAUUACAUAUGGACACCAUUCUUUCCAUAAUCUUAACAAGAGUUUUGUGCUUUGUAACAUAGAUUUUAAAGGAAACUAGGGAACCGAACAUGUCCAUAGAUAAUAUAUUAUGUUAUUUGCAUCUAAACAUGCAUUUUCAAGUGUUAACCAAAUUGGGUAUUGAGAGGUUUUCCUAAAUCUCAGUAAUCUAAUCCCUUCUGCUAGGAAGGUUGCCCUAUAAUAUGUUUUAAUGUCUGGCAUCCCCAGACCACCUUUAACGUAUGAAAGACCUGAGCUCCCUCGUGCCACUCUAGGGGGUUUCCUCUUCCAAAUAUGAGCAUUUAUGGUACUCUGAAGUUGCUUAAGUAAUUUGUUGGAGAGUGCUAUAGGUAAUGUUCUAAAAAUAUAUAAUAUAUGAGGUAAUAUCAUUUUAAUGAGAUUUAUACGGCCCAACCAUGAAAUCUCCAAACCUUCCUAUUUUGCCAUUGUGUUUUUAAUUUGCUAAAGCAUUGGAUAAUGAUUUACUUUAGUUAAUGUUUUGGUUGCUUUAGUGAGUUUAACUCCCAGAUAUUUUAUAAAUGAAGUGUGCCAAUCAAAAUUAUAUUGUGACUUCAAUUUAUCUAUCAGAGUUUGUUGUAAUUUAAUAGGUAGCACUUGUGUUUUAGUUACAUUAUUUUUAAAAUACGAUACCUGCCCAUACUCUAUUAGCAGCUUAAUCAGUGAUAGUAGGGAGAGCUCCGGAUCUUUAAUAAAGAGCAGAAUAUCGUCCGCAAACAGCGCCAUUUUUAAAAUGGCCCCUGGUGUACUCAGGCCUUUUAUACUAGUGUUGUGUUUAAUAAUUCUUACUACGGGUUCCAUACAUAUGAUGAAAAUGAGGGGCGAAAGGGGACAGCCAUGGCGAGAACCAUUACAUAUUCUUAUUAGAAAAAAAGCCAGCUUUAAACACUUUUGCGGACGGAUUUUGAUAUAAUGCUAAUAUGCUGGCUCGAAAAGCCAAUGGAAAACCCAUUUUAGUAAGCAUAAGAGACAUAUACCCCCAAUGCAGGCGAUCAAAGGCUUUUUCAGAAUCUAAUGCUAAAAUUAAUCCUUGUUGUGAUGAAGUGUUUGCCCAUUCCACCAGAUUCACAAAAUGUCUAGUGUUAUCCCCUAUCUGUCUCCUAGGUAUAAACCCUGCUUGCUUCUCCGAGAUAAGGUCUGGAAGGAGGUAUUUAAGUCGUGAAGCUAUUAAUUUAGCAUAAAGCUUAAUAUCCGUAUUAAGUAGGGAUAUCGGUCUCAAAUUUUCACUCUGUGUGGGUGAAUUAUUAGGUUUAGGUAAAGCCACAAUAUGUGUUUCCAGCAUGUCUUGGGGAAUGGCACCAGUAUCUUUUAUAUAGUUAAAAAGUUUAGUAAGGAUUGGGGUCAAUUGUUUUUCUAAUUUUAUGCAGUAAUAAUUUGAGAACCCGUCAGGCCCGGGAGCCUUAUUCUUAGAAAGGGAGUUUAUUGCUAUUUCUACCUCUUCUUCCUCCAAUGAUUUUUCGAGGAAGGAACAUUGAGAUGGUGUUAACCUAGGUAGAGGGACCCUCUCUAGAAAGGUCUGUAUCUCCUCCUCAGAUGGUUGGUGUGUAUUAGUAUCUUUCUCUAAUUGAUAAAGCGUUGAAUAGUAAAUUGCCAAUUCAUUUGCUAAAUCCUGGGGAUUAUAUAAUUUAUCACCCCUUUUAGAAACUAUGUAAGGGAUUUUAGCUCGUAAUUUUUUUUGUUUAACUUUACCAGCUAAAAGUCUGCCAGCUCUAUUUCCCAUGACAUAAUGUGAUUGAUUUAAUAGUCUCAUAUGUUUCGCUGUUUCUGAAAGUUGUAAAUCAUGUAAGGCUGACCGAAUCAUCAUCAAUUGUGAAUGUGAACGUGAGGUAGGAACAGCUUUAUGUGUUGUCUACACCUUGGUCAACUCCUGUUCUAAUUUACUCAUUUCCUGUAAACGUAAUCUCUUUACCCGUGCUCCUUGCUGUAUUAACAUACCUCUUUUGACUGCCUUAUGGGCUAGCCAUUGGGUAAUAGCAUUAGUCUGGCAUUUAGCAUGAUUUUUAGAAAACAUCUCCACCUGAGAUUGCAGCUUUGAGAGGUAUUCGUUGGCAUCUAAUAAGCUGUCAUUUAAACGCCAUGCACUUUUCCCCCUUACCGAAAAUGGCACCCUUAUCUUAAUGCUUAAAGGCGCGUGGUCUGACCACGUUAUUGGGCCUAUUUGUGCGCUGAUUGCGAAGGGCAGGGUUUUAAUGUCCAACAGACAUAGAUCUAUUCUAGUAAAAGUCUUAUGUAUUGUUGAGUAAUAAGUAAAAUCUCUCUCACUAGGGUAGAGAUUGUGCCAUAGAUCAUAAUAGUCAAAUUCAUGCAGUAAAGUCUUCAAAUAUUGACCGAGGUGGACCGAUAGCUGUUUCAGUGGUUUAUCCUCUAUUCUUUUCAUAUCAAGAGAAGGGUCUGGGACACAGUUAAAAUCACCGCAAAUAAAUAUAUGUCCUGCCUUAUAUAGUUCUAUCUUUCGAAACGCCAUAGUGAGAAAUGAUUUUUGCGCAUCAUUUGGUGCAUACAAUGACACUAUAGUUACUGAUAGUCCAUUUAAUAAUCCAACCAAAAUCAGCAAUCUUAUAUAUCUUUGUAUUUUCAUGAAUUGUUAUAUUGCCUGCAAACUUUGAAUCAGUUUUGCUUUUAAGCAACUGCCUCACAGAAUAUCCUGUCUAAGAAUGUAAUUAAACCAAAGGAGAGGAGUAUCUGUUUUUUUUUAAUUAGCCUGUGUUAAGCCUUUAACAGUUUCCUCUUGAGAUGAUAAUUCCAGGCAAAAACAAUUAACCCUGUUUAAUACCGAUUUAUGGCCUGGCCCCGUUAACAAUGUUGGUUCAGUAAACUUUAGGGUGUUGUGGAAAUCACAGAACUUGUCAAUCAAAAUAAUAAAAAACCCAAGAAUAGCUCUGAAAUCCCAGUUGCAAUGUUUGCCAGGUUUAUUUAUAAUGAAAUAGAACUGAUUUAGGAGGCACCCCCUGCAUUUAAGGAGGAAAGGAGCAUUGUCAGAUUUCGGAAAAAAAAAGUUGGAAGAAUGUUGCUAUUGUGUUGUUCAGUAAAAUGUUCGGUAACAAGGUGCUGAGUAACAUUUUUUUUCCUAGUAGAGUACUGCUGGCAGUAGAUCUUGAGGCCAGAUACACCUUUUUCUAUCGUAUCUAGUUAACUUAUGGUAUUAAAUGGGUUUCAGGGUACCUCGUGUUCUUGUUAGAUUUGCUUUGGGUUACAUGUACAUGGUCUGAUAGAAAGGUGUCGUAAGUCUAAUGACACACUAUCUUCUGUUGUAACAUGGUAGCAAUAUUUUCUUACCAUGAUCCUGAUUUACCUCACCCCCUUUUCCUCCUAUUCCUUGUGAAUUACACUUACCCCAGGGUAGGUUCCGUUAUUAUACCAGCUUCAGUUAUGGUUCCCUUUCAGGUAUGAGGCAUGUGCAGAUUGGCUGAGAGCGCAAACCUUUGUGUAUAAGAUAUGUUUUCGUUUUAUACCUGUCAGAUGGCAACACUGGUUAAACUUUAAAGGACCACUAUAGUGCCAGGAAAACAGACUUGUUUUCCUGGCACUAUGGUGCCCUCACACUCAGGGUCCCCCUCCCGCUGUGCCGAGAAGUCACAAUCUAGUGCAUAAUAAAUUAAGAUACAUUUCCCUUGUUUCCUUCUCCAGAAGUCUGGAAAAAUCUGUUUCAGAAUGUAUCAAUGAAUGACCAUUCCGAAAAGUGUUGUUAAAACAGUAUAAAGUCUGAAGGAGUUCCCACCCAGAUCUGUCAUUAAAGUCCAUUCCUGUCUGUAUUAUCAGACUUGUAUAGAGUCUGAAUUCAGAUCACUGCAGACUUACAGAAUCUGGUGCAAAACCCUAGCUUGUUUCUGUGCCUCAAGGCUGCCAAAUGCACAUGUCGAAUCACCUUUCUCUCUCCAGUAAAGAUUUUUUUCCACCCCAGCCAUCUCCAUAAAACUCAUUUAUGAAUCCUUGUGAAACACCCUAGCUUUUCUUCCAGGUAUUCUUAAAUAAAUAAGUACUCCCCGUUUUUCAAGAGUUUGUUUAUUUGCUUUGUUUCACUGUGGAAAUCCGUUCUUAGAUCUCAUUCUACUUCAUUUCUUUUACGUGUUUCGCAGCUUGCAAAUUCCUUUACUCAGGAGAUCUAAUCAUUUUUGCUAAAGGGCACAAGCACCGAGGGCAUUUCAUUAGCAAUAAAAGUUAAAAGCCUUCUGUGCAUCUGAAUAAUUUAAUGAUUUUUAUAAAAAAAAAUAAAAUAGAAAGAAAUAGCCAGCUUUCCAAGGAAGUACUUUACACAAAUGUUUAGUUCAAAGUACUCUAACUCUAUAAAGGUUUAAUUAGUAAUUUACCUAGAUGAAUAUUUUAUUUGAAAGCCUGAGAGUAAAACAUCUGUAUGUUGGACUUCCCCCCACGCUUCUCACUAUUUUAUGAUUUGAAAGUAGUUGUUUUUUUUUCACAAUUUUGAAUUUUUUGGUUUCAUUUUGGGUCACAUAUUUUUCUUUUAUUUACAGGAGUCAGAAGCAAAGGAAGACAAUGAUAUCCUCCUUAUUAAGACAGAUCAGUCAGGACGCUCGUGGCCAGUAAAUGCUCCGGCAAAUCCAAUGGAACCCAAAGGAGGAAGGAAAAAGAGACAAAUGGUAUUAAUUUGUAUUUGUUUACAUUUUUUGUUUUGUUAUUAAUAUUACUUUCUACAUUUUGAUUAGCUUUUGUUGCCUAUUAUUAUUAGCUUUUAUAUUGUGCCAACAUAUUCCGCUGCACUUUAUAAUGAUAGUGAAGAGGUAAAGAAGUCUCUGCUCAAAUGAGCUUACAAUCUAUAAGGAUUUAAGGACAGUUAAUUGCCACGGCUCUAACCAGCCCAUCACCUGUUAUGUUGCUUUUUCAGUAAAACGAUAUACUUGGAAUAUCCGGAAUUAUUUUAAAACCUGCCAUUUUAUAGGUCAGUGCUGGGAGUUUUUGCCUUUGGCCCCGCUAUCUUCUUUACCUAGCUCUUGGCUAACUUACUGGCCACAUGUUGUCCAGCUUCUCUAUAUUGUACUGUAGAAGACUUCAAUUGAUUGAUUGCCAAUAUCGUGAGAAAUGAUGAUGCUUUACCUUUCACUAGUUAUAAUGGUGGUGCAAAUGAUCAAUCGGAGUAUCAAACUGCUCAUCAAUAACGUGUUAUACAGUACAUUAGACUACACAUACUUAGAACAAAUCUAUUCUAGAUUAAACCUGAUAAUUCCGAUUCAGAUUUGAUAAUGAUAUUUAAGAAGAUAGAUCGUUUCUAAAGGUCUUUUUCUCUGUAGCAGUGACUCACCGUAAGGAAGAGUGAUUUGAUUCUGAAAAGACACAACGGUGCAUUACAUUCUAAUACGGAACAGUCACAGUUCUAACAUGUUACGGUAGCAAAGAAUGGCUCAACGCUCUUGCACACACCAAGUAUAAUUCUUGUUGGUCUCUAAAACGUUUACAUAUUUAUAGUGUUCACGGAGACUGCAUAUCAUAUAUACAGUAUCAUUUGAAAACUAUCAGUACUGGCAUCUUAGACCGUUUAUUUUCUAGUUAUCAUAUCUCAAAUUCACAGGGAUCUGACAUCUAAAGCUCUUUCACAAGACCUACCUGGUAAAGUGUGCAGAUGAACACCUGUGCCCUUUAUUAUUUAUUUUUGUGACUACUAAUACCUACCGGCUGCUGUUAAUUACAACAAUCCAAAAUAGAAAAAAAUCGUAAAAGAAAUCCCGUCAUUGCACUGCUGUUGGAGUAAUUUCUUUUGUUAUCAGCAGUAUUUCACAGGCUACGGUAUACCAGAGUAACCUUCAAAAAUUGGUUCACUGGAACUUGAUAAAGUGUCAGGAGUCACGAAACUUGUCGAAUACCGGAUCCUAUGCGAUUGGUAACACAUCAUUGUAUUGUUACAUUGUUUUAUGAUAUUUCAAAAUGCGGAAUAAAGGAACAGCAAUCCUUUUACUUUGCCGAUUUGAAUGUUAAAUACAACAAAAAAAAAAGGAACCCUCCCCUAAAGCGUUAAUUUAGGUUUUUCAAAAGAGGUUUUCUAUUGCAGACUGCAAGGUCCCCUUGAUAAAGUGGAGUGCAGACAUAGGGUGCUGAUUUUGCUGGGCGCAGAAUUCAGUGUGUACUCCGAGAAUGUAGGCUGGGGCAUAUAAAAUAAUCUGUAACAUUCCAAUCGACCACAUGAUAGGCUUUGAUCAUUUUUCCAUUUUGCUUUUUUGGUCUAAAGUCUUUUGAAUUCAUUUAGAUUAGUGGAUAGUCCUGCGGUUGUUAUGUAUUUGACAAAGUACAUAUAGAAUACAAAGCAAUAUGUGAUCUUAUCUUUGCAUCAGUCGUUCCAGAUUAUUGCUACGUAUCCAGCUUCAAAUAUUCCAAAAAACAAACAAACAAGUAAACACUGCCAACUGUAAUUAUCUUUAUAAACAAAAUUAAAAAUGCUAAUCUCAUUGUAAAGGGGUAGUAAAGGGGUAGUAUAAUGUUUAACAGCAUGAAACCCCCUUAAUGUAUGUGUUUGUGUUUAAGGUUUAGUGGAAUAAACCCCACAAGAGAGAGCUGUGUUAGAGAGAGAGCGUAUCACGCUCUAUAAUCAUCGGGAAAUUUUAAUUUUCUAAUAUAAAUAGAAAUGUGUAAUAGAGUAAUCCUUUAUGUUAGCCCACAGGGGCUUACAAUUAUUACCCUUACGGUUCAGAUAUUAAAUAAACAAUUAAGUGGAUGAGAUGGAGCUUUUGGAAAUGGUCUCUUGCUACUGUUGCUCAUUAAAGAGUAAUGCCUGUUUUGAGACAUAGUUAAAGUUUUAUUCUUAACUUUUCUUCAUACACAUAAAAACAUAGAAUGUGACGGCAGAUAAGACAAAACAAUAUUACAUGUUUUGUCAUAUUGUUUAGCUCACUGAAGUGGUCUAGGUGCAGUGCCCCUGUCCCCUUAACCAUGCAGUGUUAAUUAUUGCAAUUUCCGACAAACUGCAAACAUUACGGUACAUUGCAGGGUUAAGACUGUCUUUGGUGGCUGUCACUCAGACCGCCACUAGAGGCACUUCCUCAUUGCUAGGCGACUUUUGGCUGCCUAACUGAUGCUGGAUGUCCUUAUGCUCUUCAUGAGAACAUCCAGCAUCUGUAAAAUUCCUUUGGGGAAGACCUAAUGUGCUUGCAACGCUCCCUGUGCAUGCGCAUUAACGAUUCCCCAUCGGGUGGCGUCGAAGAGGGCAGAGCGCUGUCACAUUGGCGAGGGUGGUUGGCCCUGGAAUCAGAUAAGUAUAGUAAGAGUUUAUUAACCCUUACAAUGCCUGAGGGGCGCGGGAGGUGAGGGCCAGAUGGAUGUACAGUAUAUGUGGCGGACGCCAACCCAGCGCUAAGGGAGAUCGACGCAGGAUUCAGUAAGUAUAGUAAGGGUUUAUUAACCAUUACAAUGACGGAAUGCAGAUUUGUAUUCCUAGCACUAUAGUAUCCCUUUAACUCUUUGUUAGUAACCUCAAUGACCAUUUUUGACCAUUCAUAAUAAAUUUGUAGAAUAAAUUAGGGAGGCCCUGCUCAAAUGAACUUACAAACAUUACACUUGCAGCAUAGUUAGAUUGAUAGAUAUCAUUAUAUGUCUUGCCCACGGUGAUCUGGCCAGGAUUGGAACCUGGUUUUUAGUAGCACACUCCUGAUGAUCUUGAGUAACAGGUGAAACGCAGAGGGGGUACUACUCUUCUAGUCUAGUUUUUCAUCUUUGAGUUGUUAAACUUUUGUACAAUAGUCAAGAGUGGAGAGGAGACCUCUACUGGUGUAAAAAUGUUACUACAUUUUAAAGGAGUUUAAUAGAAAUUAUUUGUCCGGUCUAUUUCCUUGUUUUUAGUGGAAGUAAACAUUGGACUUAUCACUUAUUCUGUUCUAUUUUGAAUUACUUGAACUUGUUAAUGGUCCGAUAGGGCUUCUUUACUAUUAUCUUAUUGAACUAUUGAAAGUUUACUUUUUAUUGUAAUACAAUCAUAACAUUGAAGGAACACUAUAGUCACCUAAAUUACUUUAGCUAAAUAAAGCAGUUUUAGUGUAUAGAUCAUUCCCCUGCAAUUUCACUGCUCAAUUCACUGUCAUUUAGGAGUUAAAUCACUUUGUUUCUGUUUAUGCAGCCCUAGCCACACCUCCCCUGGCUAUGAUUGACAGAGCCUGCAUGAAAAAAAAACUGGUUUCACUUUCAAACAGAUGUAAUUUACCUUAAAUAAUUGUAUCUCAAUCUCUAAAUUGAACUUUAAUCACAUACAGGAGGCUCUUGCAGGGUCUAGCAAGCUAUUAACAUAGCAGGGGAUAAGAAAAUCUUAAUUAAACAGAACUUGCAAUAAUGAAAGCCUAAAUAGGGCUCUCUUUACAGGAAGUGUUUAUGGAAGGCUGUGCAAGUCACAUGCAGGGAGGUGUGACUAGGGUUCAUAAACAAGGGGAUUUAACUCCUAAAUGGCAGGGGAUUGAGCAGUGAGGCUGCAGGGGCAUGUUCUAUACACCAAAACUGCUUCAUUAAGCUAAAGUUGUUCAGGUGACUAUAGUGUCCCUUUAAUGAUUUAGGAAGGUCUAAAACCCUUUGGCCUAAUGGUGUAAACUAUGUAGGUCUCUUUUUGUCUUUUAAGUUAUUUCUGGUUUUCAGUGACAUAACCAUUGUUUAGAAAUAUUAUAGGCCAGCAGAAUUGCAGAUAGUUAAACACAUGUCCAUGUAGAGUGUGGAGACUCCAAAUGUCAGCGCAGCUCAUUGUGCUCAUGUUUCAAGUGCCUGCAUUUUCUUUAAAACAACAUGUGCAGGAUUCAGAAUGAAUUCCCAACUAAACCGUGAAAUUAUGUUUCUAACACAUUUUAGAGCUCUUCGAAGCUUAUUCAAUAAGCUAUGGCUUGUUUUACACAGAAAGAUUUUAAAGUACUAAAAUAAAAAAUAUUUGUGAAGCCAAAAUACACUAACUAAUACUAAUGUAUUGGUGCCUGGAAUGUCGCUUUAAAUUUUCAAAUAUGCCAGUGGCUUAGUAGAGAUCAUAACACAACUGCAGAACUAAGAAGCAAGCUAUAGGAAACUGUAACAUUUAAUUAACUUAUUUUUCCCACUUGACAAGGACAAAAUGUAGGUUAAAUUGGGUGUAUUGUCUGCAGAACUCUUUGUUAUGCAGAUCUGGUUUCAUUUUCAACCCGAUCUCCUGCUCUGUAAAUUGAACUUUAAUCACCCACAGGGGGCUCCUGCAGGGUCUUGAAAGCUAGUAACAGUGCAGGAAAUCAAUAAUACUAAAUUAACCCCUUUAAGGACACAUGACAUGUGUGACAUGUCAUGAUUCCCUUUUAGUCCAGAAGUUUGGUCAUUAAGGGGUUAAACAGACUGUGCAAUAAAGGAAGUUUAAACAUUAGAGCUUUCUUUACAUGAAGUAUUAAGGAAAGCUGUGCAAGUCGCAUGCAGGGAGGUGUGAAUCAGGCUUUGUAAAUAAUGGAAUUUAAUUCUUAUAUGGCAGAGAAUGGAGCAGUGAGACUGCAAGGACAUGAGCCAUACACCACAAACUGCUUCAUUAUGCUAAAGUUGUUUAGGUGCCUAUAGUGUUCGUGUAUUAAAUGCUGACAUUUUCUUGAAGUCAAAUACCGAUAUUUAAAAUGUGGUUUAUCAUUGUUACUUUGUUAUUGCCUUGUGUAAGCUUCUUACCACAAUAAAACACAGAUUGCAAAAAAAAAAAAAAGAUAAUUUUACUAGGUUUAAGGCACACAGAUAGUACUAUAACCGGAUUUGAGGAAGGUGACAAUACAAAAACUUAAUAGAACGCCAACACAACAUUUAGAGGACGAUAUUAUGUUUAAAUAAUACAUAUUAACUUACAAAUUCUUUUUACACUUGUGUGUUCGUUAAAAGGUUUAAACUAUGCAAUAUUUUUUUUUUAUUAUUCAUUUUUCUCAUUUCACAUUCAAUAAUAACAGUUGUGAGUGUCUACAAACGGCAUGAAUUGAUGCAGCAUGAAGUCAUGAGUAACUUAUACAUUCAGUAGUACUGGAGUAAUCAGUGGUGUCAAGUGCCUUAGUAGGUAUGUGAGAUGAGGGUUUUAGUUUUUGUAGAGUGACUGUCUGAGCUUUCUAAGAGUAGAAACACCAUUGGGUUUAGCGAUUAGUAUGUAGGUGAGUGUUAACUGCGCCCAUGGUGGGGAUGUCCUUCCCCAAGAGAGCCAGGAGGUAUCGGAUCCACAAGUAGUGGGGAAUGAUGAGGGAAGAUUAACCGUAUAACAGGGGCUUCUACCAGGCCAUACCCCCAUACACUAUUUGGUUUGUGUGUACUACAGGGUGGCAAUGCCCCGCAUCUCUCUUUAGCGGGAGAUGGGAAAAUAAGUAGACCAAUCAAAAAAAAACAAAAUGAGCGUAGAGGAGAGAAAACAACAAGAAAAUUAUAUUAACUUUUCAACGGUGGUGCUGGUUAAGUCCCUGGUUUCAUGUGGGAUCUUGACAGAGAAAGACCUCGGCUCCCCACCAUGCUGUGGCGCCGGUGGGCAAGGUGUGUCAUGGCGACCCCGGCUGGAAUUCCAGAACUCCAUCUAUGUCAAUAGUGCGCAGGCUCUGCCUCGGUGUGUGGUGGGUCGAGACCCAGCUUCUUGAGAAGGUCUUCCAGCUCUUGUCCAGGUUCCCGGCUAGGCUCCGCCCCUUAAAGUAUGCAAUUUUUAAACCAUUACAUAGAGCAUGCCCUAAAAAUAACAAAAAAGUAUGUGAAAAAUGAAAAAGUCAUAAACAUAACUCUAGCAAUAAAAAAAUAUAUACAAUAAUGGCACAUAUUCAUAAGAUAUGCUCCUAUAACAGUGAUGGCUAACCUUGACACCAUAAAUUGUUUCUGGACUACAUUUCCCAUGAUGCUCAGCUAGCUUUUAGAGUCUAGAGUCUAAAAGCUAUCUGAGCAUCACGGGAAAUGUAGUCCUGAAACAAUUUAUGGUGUCAUGGUUAGCCAUCACUGUCCUAUAAAAUACAUAUUGAUAGGUAAAGCUUUAUGCACUGAACCUCUUCAGUAAAAGGCCAAUGUUUAUAGUUAACAUUUACUUAAAUAAUAAAAGUAAUAAAACUGAAGACAAGAGAAUGUUACCACAGAUCUUACAUAGCAGUACAGCGUAUGUGCAUAUGUAAGCCCAAAUUCCAUUUACCCAGUGACAAACAAUGGUACCCGUGACAAACUCCCAAUGCUCUUAAUUUUUUUCCAACCAAAGAACAAAUAAGGUGAACAGAAACAAGAGAUCCCUGCCUAUAACAAUGGCAUGAAAAUACAAGAGGUAAAAAAAAAAAAUGUGCAGAAGGGACAAACAUACGUACAAAUUAUGAUAUCUAUAGGAAAGGUGAGUUAUUGAAAACACUCAUCGGAGAAAGAGGAAUUGGACACAAGAAUGAUUUCCUGAAGAAAUGAGUAGUUAAGGACUGGUUAGGAUUGUCGAAUAGGAGAGUCUAAUAGAACGAGGUAGUGCAUUCCAUAGGAAUGAUGCUGCCUAUGAGAUAUUCUCUGAGAGAGUUGGUGAUGUCAGUGCAAACAGAAGAUAAGUGACCAUCUAUGAUCAUGAAGAGGUGUACUUGUGACUUAGAGAAGAAAUUGUAUGUGGUAAAGAGGUUGACAAGACCUUUGUAGGUUAAGAUCCAUAUUUUAACUAUAUUGUAUGGUAACAAGCUUGAGCACAAUCUCUGUUCCCAUUGUUUGUGUGUUAGAUGGACUUCAAAAUGUCUUUUUUUUUUUUUUUUUAAAGCUCCAAAAAAAGAACUGCAUUACUUUGUAAUAAAAUAAAUGUGCAACUGAUCGUUGUCUGUGUUUCUUUAUCUGUAUCUUUAGGUUACAACACAUGUUGAUAAGGAGAGGGUUCGAUAUUUCCAUGAUGAUGACAACCAGAGCCUCCAAGAUUUGGUCAAGAGAGAAAAGAUGGGAACAGCUGAAGAUCAGAAUAAGCUGUUUAUGCGAAUGUCUUCCAAGGUAACGUUCUAUAUUCUAGUACUAGUUAAGUAUCCCUCAAUAGUCCAGGAUUAA